AGUCGUUAACGGGCAGCCUGGUAACGGUGCACCUCCGCCUAAUCUCCACCUUGAAAGGAGCGGAGAUUAAGGGGGACAAGUGGGCAUAGCAGGAGAGGAGAGGGGGGGAGGCGAAGGUGGAGGAAGACAACCGAGGAGAGAAGGACGAGUAGAAGAGAAAAGAGACGAAUGAUGAAAGGGGGGAGGAGGAGGAGAGCGGAUCAUUCCGGCUGCCCGCAUCUGCUGCUCCAGUGAAGGGGUUCGAAAGAGAAAAGAGAGGGAGAGAGAGAGGGGGCAGAGGACAUGGCACAGCGCUUCGGCAUCCAAAACACACGGGAGUGGUACGCCACCGAGACCGGAGCCCUGCUGGACCCACCCGAAGCAGAAACAACACCAGCAGAAGCAGCAGCAGCAGCAUUCAACUCACCGCACUCCUGUCACGCCUCUUCCCCGCCAAGUAGCGCCUCAUCACCGGUUAGAGGUAAGCGGACGAAUCGGUGUUUGUUCUUGUUCAUAAACUUAAGCGAGAUAAGGAGAGGAAUGAAAAACUCAAAGGAAAAAAUAAUGUUAGUGUGAGUUCAUCGUUCAGCCUGUUUUUGUUGAAGGAUACACGUGUUUUGAGCUGAUUCAGUUCCAGCUUUAUAGAGCAGGGUCUCAUAUUUAUCACCACUCAUGUCCUUUACUGAUCUUUUGGAUAGUCUAUUCAGAAUAAACAACACGACCAUUUACUGGCUAUUGAAAAAUGAUUGUAGUUUUCCACACCAGUCAUUAUUGUCAUCACUACAAUGAAUAUGAAAACGGAUAAACAAAUGUUUUAACUUGCACUUCUUUAGUUUUCAGUCUUUACCUAUUAUUUUUUCAUUUGCAUCUCAAUGAAUGCAUGCAAAGCUACUUCUGUUGAUGUAUUUCAUAAUCGCUUGUGUGACGAAAAUUGGAAAAUAUUCAGAGUUUUGUAGUUGUCUGAAGCAAAAAUGCAAACUUCCACGUGAAGUCUUGUUUUGUAUUCAUUUCCAGCGCCCUCCCGUGGAAGCCUCCUCCUAGUUACAGAUUAAACCAGCACUAUAGUGUGGAGACAAUCACAAAGGAGACAGAUGUGAUGUUUUCCUUAAGUUUGAAUAAUAAGAUAUUUCUGAGUCAAACAAUUCUCAGUGUUUUAAACCCCCUCAUUUCUUGUCAAGGUUUAAAUCACAAUUUCUUUGACUUUUUGUGGUGAAAUAAAACUCCAGAGACCCCCAACAGAAUUAGAGAAGUCAUUAAAGAGCCACUUUUAUGGCACAUUUAUGAUUAGAGCGAACAAUCCGACUUAUAAUUCAGUUUCAGGCGUACAUAAAUCCCAUCAGGGUUAUUCUCCUCCAUUUCUCGCCUUCCCAGUUUCACAUUGAAGAAAUAUGACUGGUGGUCUUUCCUCUAUGACCUUCUCUUAGCGUGUGUUCUCUAAAGGCGAGGAACAAGGAGAGAGGGAUGGGGAACGUGAGGAAGGACUAUUGAUAUUCAAACAGACAGAAGGAGAGAAAGAGGGGGUGUAAAAAGAUAGAGAAAAGGGGGAGAGUGAGGCAUAGAGAGAGAAAAGAGGGAGAAAGAGAUGCUGUGGGAUCUUUUCUUCUCUCUGGCUCCCGGCACAUACAUUAAGAUGCUAAUCCUGGUCUUUUUUGUCUCUUUCUAUAAUUCAUUGCAUUUUGUUCCUCUCCCUUCUCUUUUUCUCUGUCUCUCUCUAUCUUAUUUCUUCUUUUUUUUUCUCUUGCUCUCCAUUUCCUCUGUUCUGUCAUCGGCUCCCCCUAGAUUAGUGCUCCUGGCAAAAGGAUUCCAACUCUAAUUUUGUGGUAUUUCAGAUGAUUAGGUUCAGAAAUAGGACAGAAGUGCAUGGAGUUUGGCGCAAUUAGAGGAAUUCUCCGUAGAGCUUUGCGGGGCUGAUUAGUUGUGCUCCCAUCCACCUCCCCACAUCACCGUAUUAACACACAACCAGCUGCUGUUUAUUCCUAAGGAUCGACUUUUUUGUGUUUGUUUGUGCUUUUAACUGGUGUGUCGCUUCGUGUGUGUGCGUACGCCAGAGGUUGGAUAAGCCCUAAGGAUGCGAGUUGUUUUCAAUCAGCUCUGUAGUUACCAGCUGUGCCCUCGCAGUCCCCAGGGUGGCACAACCUAGGUGCACACGCACACACACGCACACACAGAAACAGAAUUAAAGCAUACUAUUCAACCUUGCCCAACAAACUCACUCUCUUUUUUUCCUUGUCCCUUCUCUUUGCAGACAUUAAUCAUCGCUUUCUGCUCUUCUGCAUGUGAGGAUUAGAAGCAGAGUACCUCAGCUGCAUUUCCUCUAAAUGAAGACCUCUGUUCCCCGAAAUCUGACACAGCUUUCCUCUCCACCUGCCAUGGUGACAUGACACAUCCCUGGGUGCUCCUGUCUCUCACAAAAAGACAAUCUCUUGGGAUCCUCAAACCCACAAACUAGCGUGCACACUCUUCCUGAAAAACAAAAAAAAAGACAUCCCAUCCUUCUACACAGGACACCUUUUUCAGCGAUGACGGUGGCAGUGCGUUUCCGCCGCCACCUGCGUAGGCUCCUGCUCCUGCUCGCCUCCUGCUGCCUCCUCUCCCUUCUCCUUUCUGCAUACUUUUUGUUUACAAACUCCUCUCCAUCCAUGCAGCUCGGACAAUCCCCUGAACCCGCCUGCGCCCAGCCGCUCUCCAUGUCCCCGUACCAUCAACUUCCAUACCCCUACCCGCCAAAUCCUCCGCACACGCACAUACACACCGACCCAGUGGUGCUGGUGCUGGUGGAGUCUCAGUACUCCCAGCUGGGUCAGGACAUUGUGGCUAUAUUGGAGUCGGCACACUUCCAGUUCCGCAUGGAGAUCGCCUCAGGGAAGGGCGACCUACCGCCGCUGACAGAGAAAGGCAGAGGACGUUAUUCACUUAUCAUUUAUGAGAACUUGUUAAAGUAUGCACAUGCAGACACAUGGAACAGACAGCUGCUGCACCAAUACUGCACCGAGUACAGAGUGGGCAUCAUCGGUUUCUACCGCUCCACGGAGAACUCUCCUCCGCUCCUUAAACUUCGAGGCCUCCCGCUGGUGCUGAGAACCAACCAGGCUCUGUGGGACUGCUGCGUGGUCUCCAGCUCCCCUCUCCUCCACCUGACCAAACCCGGCACAGAUCGCGGGGCUUUACCCGGAGAGGACUGGACUUCCUUCUCUUCAAAUCACUCAACAUACCAGGCCGUACUGCACGCCAGGGCCAAGGAUGGAUCAGGGGCAGGCAGCGGAGAUCACUCUGGGCCUGGGUUUAGUUCAGGCCUUCAAGCGACUGUGGUUCAGGACAUGGGGCUCUUUGAUGGGGUGAGGAGGGUGCUGUUUGGCCAGGGACUGGGAUACUGGCUGCACAGACUCAUCCUGGUGGACGCCAUCUCUUACCUCACAGACAGGAAGCUAACUUUAGGUCUGGACCGACACAUACUGGUGGACAUAGACGACAUUUUCGUGGGGAAGGAGGGGACGCGCAUGAACGCCAAGGAUGUGAAGGUAAUGGGGUGUGGAGGGUGUGAUACUUUGAAGAGAGAUAGAAACCUCUUUUCUAGGGUGACCGUUUGUCCUCUUUUACCCGGACGUGUCCUCUUUUUUGGGGAUGUCUGGGUCUGUCCGGGGAAGUUUAUGAAAUCCUUUAAAUGUCCGUGGUUUUGUACAGAAGUUUUGAGUUUGUGUCUCGUGGACUUACUGAGUUAGAGGCGCGUAAAAGACAUUCAAUCCGACCGAAAAAUGCUCAAAAUGAACUUUGUGCGACUCCGUGACUCUAUCGACGAUCACUCUACCUUUGCACACAUGCACCUCUCUUUUGAAACUUUCCUGUUAAUAGAACUUGUACUUGUAAAUCCCAGAAACAGUGGCCAUUAGUGACAUCUUCUACAUGACCCUAACCUAAGUUUUUUAAGACGUGAUGAUAAGCUCGACUUUCUAUCUCUUGUUACAUAAAAAUGUCUGAAAGGAACGUUAAGAAAAAGUCAGGACCUGUCAUGUCCUGAUGUUGGUCUUAAAAGUUUUUUUUUCUUUUUGAAGAAGCUAGAGUAGGAAAAAAAGAAAAUAAAUGUAUGUCGGGUCAGUGCUGAAAGGUGAGAUUCUUUAUUUUUGAUUGCAUCUCUUGAAGAUUAUAUCUAAGAGGUCGAUACGAGGAUGCUUAACUUAAAGCUGUUAACUUGAAAAAACUUUCUGAAGGACUUGAGCUCAGACAUGAAUUCAUCAAGUGGGUAUUUUGGAAAGCUCAUGUUAUGUUGAGUGCGUGUUAAUGGCUCUGUGUGUUGUGCACCGUUGGCAUAUGUGUUGGGCUACAGCGAGAGGGUAUUUAUCUCAAAAGGAGGUUUAGCCAGAAGCAAAGAGGCCAUUUAAGGGAACAAAGAUGUGCAGUGAAUGAGAGAAAAGAGAGAGGUGAGAGAGAGAAAGAGAGGUAGUGAAUGAGGCAGUGAAAAGAUGAAUGGCACUUAUUCCUCUUUUCCCACGUUCCCCCUCGAAGGGAAACUAAAGGAGAGUCAGCCAUGCAGCCCGCCUCUCAAGACAGCUAUUGUUUCAACACACACGCUUGCAUGAGCAAACACACAUACACACACAUACACGGGCGCAGACAUAAGAGGAAGUGCACCCAAACAGAUGAAGUUUUCGCACACGCUCACAUGUGUGUAAACCCGUAUUUCUGUAGGAAUUUAACAUUUUUCAAAAGGGGUUUGGUGGAGUGGAGAUAAAACGCUUCUGCACCAGGAAUUCUGUUUGAAGACUGUGGUCACAUUCUCCCGCUGCGUCCUCACUCAGGGCCACUCAAGAGAAACAAAUUGUGUUUGGUGGGUUUUCAUGUGUGGCACAGUGUGUCUAUGUAUGUGUGUUUCUUUUGUGUGUGUGUGUGUGUGUGUGUGUUAGGGGGGGUUAAAGGCAGGUGAGAUUUAUUCUUCUCUGCGGCGAUGUGCACAAUCUAAACCCUGAGGUGCUUGCCCAUCUUUCCGCCGCCACAGGAUAUGCAUGAUAGAGAUGUGUGUGAAUGUGCAUGUCUGUGUGUGUGUGUGUGUAUGUGUGUGUGUUUCUGAAUCACCACUUAAGAUUAGAAUGUCACUUUACGUCAACGCUGACACCUGUCCCGUCAAGCUGUGGCAGGAAAAAAAGGCCACCUGUCUGUAGCUGAAACUUGGAGACGAUAUGAGAGGGAUGUAGGUGCAGAGCGAAACAUGAGGCCAGUGGGUGCUGGAGUGGAGAGGAAUUCCACCCUUGAAUAUAAAAAAGAUGCUUGUAUCUUAAAAAGGAUAAAAAGAAAAAAAAAAAGUGCAGACUCACACACACACACACAUCAAAACACACAGCGCACACAUGCCGCGCACAUACACUGGCACUAAAUGAGCGCACACAAGCACACUGUAGUUUGAGUUUUCAUUUUAAGUCUGCCUGACUCUUCAGCUUUGUAGCAUAAAUAUACAUGAGGAUGAACCAGUGCCAUAACAGAAGGACCGGGAGAUGGGGAUGGAGGAAGAGGUGCAGAGCGAGAGAUGGAGAGAUAGAGCGAGAGAGAGAGAGAGAGAGAGAGGGUCGGAGGAAGCGACAGUGAUUCCAUUUAGAAACACACUUCCUCCACGUUACUGCUCUAUCCUUCAGGAGAGUUGGCAAUCACAGAGAGGAAGAGUAGUAUAAAAAAAAAAAGGGUGAGGAGAGAGGUGGAGUUUUGCGCCUAAGGGAAGAGCCAGUAGCUAAGUUUGUGAUUUCAGAGAAACAAAAUGCUUGAGGGAACCAGGAAAGCGAAGGAGGGGAGGUGGGAGAGCAGGAAUAUGUUGAUUUGUGGCGUUACCUCCCCUCAGAGAAGAUCAGGUGAACCUGCUGGAUCUCAGUUUGAGGUCAUUUCAAAUGACUCAUUCGGACACACGUAAACAACAUUUGUUUCUAAUUCAAAGAGCUUAUUUGAUUGUUUAUCCUGAAUGACAUACUUCUGGUUGCUGCAGGGACUUUUCCAUAAGUGAAUCGUUUAACUUUUUUUCCAAAUGGGCUCAUAAAUGAAAGUCUUUCACAUUCACUUCCAGGAAAGUGACAUUGAAAAGCCGUUAAAAGGAUGACUCAUAUUUGACUGACCAUGUGUCAAGCGCAUAUAUAUAGCUUUUAGUGAAGGGCGCUGCUGAAAAGAUGUCUUUUCAUUUCAUUAAAACAGAUGAAUGCAUGUGGAAUCCAUGGGACUAUUUAAUCAGGAAGUCAAAAUGUUUGCAGACAGCGUUAGGAUGAAAUUGGGUCGGAACAAAUUGACUUUACUGGCAAAAAUCAACAUUGGAGCACAUUCAGUUUUUGAUAAAAUUAUCUCCAUUUUAUCAAGAUAUCUUCGAGUGUUUCACCCUCAAUUUUGUUGUACUAGAAACUAGUGAUGCACGAUAUGAAAAAUUUCAACCGAUACCGAUAACCGAUAAUUUUCUUCUUCUCAUGGCCAAUACCGAUACCGAUAACCGAUAAAUUCAUAUUUUUACAUUUAUUAUAAUCUUCAUAUAAUCUGCAGUUUGUGCAGGAUGCAGCGAUUGAAAACUGAUAUUUAUGUUGCUCUGGCCUAUCUAGAACAACAAACUAAAGUUUUUGGCUCUUUAAAUGUUUAUUUUUUCCAUGUCAUCACAAAAAUAUGUGGUCAUUAGCUGUAAAUAACAAUAACAGAGCAAAAAGCAGAACUUCAUUUGAUCCCCUGAACUGUUCAACAGAACUGUAAACUGUAAAGGAGCUAUUAUGAGACGUUAGGAUUAGCAUGCUGACCGGACUAACAUCUGACGUCCAUAUGUCUGUGGUAAAACUCACGUGUAGUCCGUUCUUGUCGAUCAGGUUGUGAAUGUAUGUGGCGACAAUAUCAUAGAGUGCAGGAAGAGACACAUCCGAGAAGAAGCGGCGGCGGCUUGGGAGAGUGUAACGUGGCUCCAAGUGUGCUAUGAACUUACGAAAACCCGGGUUCUCAACGACGGAAAAAGGCUGGUCGUCGACCGCUAUGAACUCCAUCACUUUGUCGUUAAUGGCUUUAGCCUUUUCGCUGUCUCUUGAGAAGCUUUUGCAGUUUUCAAACGCCCGCUGAAUGGGGACAUCGAUCCUCCGUAGUGUUGUUGUCUUAGCUUUAGUACCGCUAGCAGCUUCGGCGGCUGUCUCAUAUUCUUUUAAUACCGCUUCGCCGCGAUGGCGACUUUUCAGGUGAGCUAUCAGAUUCGUUGUGUUAAUACUUGACGUCUUCUUUCCUCCUCUCGGAAUCCUCGCUGAACAGGUUUUGCAUAUAGCAGCUGUUGUCAUUUUCUGCCACUGAGAGAAACGACCAUGCUGGUGAAGACAUUUUAUUAUCUGUCAGGCAGUGACGGGGUCAGGCUUGGGACCUGCGAGUAAGGCGCGUCGGGCGGCUACUCCGCCUGCAAACGUUACUCGUAAUUUCAUUAAUAUAUCGGAUCUUUCUAUCGGAAAAAUGCACCUAUCGGACUGAUAAAAAAUGACGUAAAUUUCCCCCAAAUCGGCCGAUAUUCUAUCGGUCCGAUAAAUAUCGUGCAUCCCUACUAGAAACUGAUUUAACAAUAAGAAAAUCUGAAAAGCAAGUUUAUGAUUAGGAAUAAGAGGGAAUAUAUGAAGCGUCUCUCAUCCCUUUUUUUCUUCAAAAACAUCUCUUGGUAUCACUGUAUCAAAGUAUGCAACUGGAAGUGUUAUUGACCAAUUAGCAGGACAAGGCCUGAGCUGUGCCAGCGUUUGAAAUCCCUUCUUACCUCUGCAGAGCCAACAUUCAAUCUCCUGUCGGGUCCUGAAGAAGAAGGAGGGAGAGGAGGGAGACAGAGAGAAAGAGGCCAAUUAAAAUGCCUCCCUCCUUCACGCUGCACUAUUCAUUAGUCUCACCCCACGAGUUCAUCUGGUGACAAACAAUACCUACACCCCCUCCAGUCUGCACACACACACACUCGCACACACAGCUGUAUUUCUUCUAUUAAAAUGAUUCACAGUGAGGCACCCUGCCGAUGACAUUUCUCAAAAUGAGGGAUGGCGCCAGUCAAAAAGUCCCAUCAAUGAUCAGCACAUGCCACCGCUUGUGUGUUUUUUUUUUUAAUUCAUAUGUGUAGUUUCCCUCCACGUCUCUGCCUGGAUUGGCUGUUAAAGAGGGGUCCAGUUGGCAGCUUUAGAUCCCUUUUAAUCAUUUUCUUCUCCCAGCCUCCUCUCACCUAACUCAUUGAUCAUAUCUCAGGCCUAUUUGUAUUCCUCUCUAAUCUCAUUCUCAACCAUUUCUCACUCUUUUCCACCCUGAGGCGCUCUCUGAGGGGUGUCAUCUUAGUUGAGAGGAUACACAUAUGCAAGCACUCCCUUUGCACAUAACUUGUUAUUGAUCAUUUUAAUAUAUCUAGGACAGCGGGUGACUGUAAGACACAGAGUUAACACAUAGCAAACCGGAUCAGGAACUAAACACACUACAGUAAAUCUAAUCAUGUAUGGAGAGCUCAAAGUAAGGUUGUGGAGGAGGGUCAGGGGACAUGCGGUGACUCGGGUUAGCAUUAGCAUUCUACAAUAUCAGCCAGCAGUAAGCAACCAGAAAGUACAGAAAAUUUCUGAAUCCUCCUUUGGCCAUGACUGCCGACACAAGCAAUAAAUCGAAGUAAAUACCAAAGACUCUGGCGGAAUAACGGGCGCUUAAAAUGGAGGUAGACUGGUCGAGAGCUAAAAAGCCGGGUCAACAUCAAUGAAGCAUAAACGAUCGGGAUCUUACGGACUCUGUAAUUUCUGCUGGACAGGUAAACCGCUUUAACAAAGUAAGACAAGUGUCUGUAACAGAAGUGUUUCUUGUCAAACGGGACCUGCUGCAUGUUGUAGCGCCGCUAAACUACCUCAGGUUGUGGACUAUGUCACUUUAUCCUAGUUGUAGAAGUCCUGCAAACAUUGUGUUUGCUGGUAAUCUGUUAGCAUCUACAGUAGCACCAAUGCUGUCUACUUUCACAUUGACUGGGCCCCAUUUGUAAUUAUCUGAAGUAUUUAUCUGCAUUAUAUCUGAAUUUUAUAGAAAUGAUAUGAGCGAGCAGGAGCGUCUGUUUGCGGGGCUUGCUGGAGCAGAGAGGGAGCGGAGAGGAGGAGCUGAGGGGAAAACUGGUCAGAGGGGGUAAUGUUUACAUUCAAGAUUUCUCCCAAAAACUGUCACUUCCUCAGAUCCUGCCUACCCCCCCUUUACGAUACGGUAUAAUGCGAUACAAUCUUAGACCGUAAAAUAACUGGACGUAGUGUUGGUGAUGUCACCCUUUUUUUUUUUUUUAAGUUGUUUUUUUGAGCCCAUUUUGGUAAAGCUGACUCAACAGAUUGUUGGUCAAAGUACAAGUGGCGGUUCUAUAGCCUACAGUGUGCCUAUCUCUCACUCAAGUCCACUGUGUCUCUGAUUUGCCUAGUAACCUUUGUAAACCUUGAAAGCAGAAAUUUUGGUCUUCUUAAAGUAGGUACUGUAGGAGCAUUAAGUGACUAAGAGCAAAACUGUUUUUUGAACCGGGCUGUAAACGUGUUUACUUGUGCUCUAAAAAUGCUCUUUUUUGGCUUGGUGUGUAUGAGGUGUCCAGUGCCUCUGCAGCCAGCCUCAAGCAGGCACUCAAGGACCUGCAAUUUUUAAGCACUUCCCCUGCGGCUUCAUUUCUCAAGACCAGAGAUGGCUGCUUGCAUACAAUAGAAAACGACAAGAGAGGACGCGAUACGACGCGAUACGACAUGACAUGACACGAUGUACGCGGCCUGCAGUGAUGAUGAUAUCACAAGAGAUACUGUGAUGAUUGGUCUGUUGCAUGACAGUCUUAUAAUGAUGCAACACGAUAACUGAUGCACUGAAGAAUACCAAAUGUGCCCACAAAGGCAAUGUGAAAAAUGAAUGUUUGUUGACUGAGUUUUGUUUUGGUUUACUAAGUUAAAACAGUAAAUUCAAAGGAACAGGGAGAAGUUUUAAGAUCUGCGAAAAAAAAAGGAAAUAUUUUCUUCAAAGAGAGGAACAUGUAGAAAUAGACACAUACUUUCGUGCUUGACAGACAAAACCAACUUCUGCAUUUCAACCUGUUGUAUUUGAUGCUGCAAACUUGUUUUGAAGUUGACCUGAAUUGCUGUACUUGUACCAGCCGGCAUGAAGAGCUGGAUCAGCCUUGUCUUUCUUGUGGUUUUGAAAAGUGGUUUGCACAUCUCUUAACUACUAUUCAGCGCUGUCCUGCUGUCUUGUUCCGCCAUUUUCAUGUUACCAUUUACAUGAGCCUCAUUCAUGUCAUCAGUGUCAAGAGUCAUGAAGUAGUGGUGCUGUCUAAUUGGCAGGGAUACUCGUUUAGAGUGUCAUAUUCUCUCAAUGAAAGUAUGUCAGGAUGAUGGAUGCUGUAUUUAUAUUUAGUCUCACCCCUGUUUCCCAGUGAUGCACUAUUGUAGAGAAAAUCCACAUUUGCAGCAGUCUUUGGGGCACACCAGAAGAGAAUUAGGUAACACUUAAAAGUACACAAAAUUACAGUAGUUAAUGAGGAACUAAUCAAGAACUAAUGAGGAACUAAUGAGUAGUUACUGAGGGAUGGAGGUACUCAAACUUAGAGGGACUAAGGUACACAAAACUAGAGCAUAGUUAGUGAGGGACUAAUAAUUAAUGAACUAUUAGUUAAUGAUCAGUUCUUCAGGAACUCCUGACCAAAUUUCAGAGGAGUAAUAAUAAUAAUAAUACAUUUUAUUUAAAAGCGCCUUUCUGAACACCCAAGGACACUGUACAGGGCAUAAAAACACAGUUAGAAACAUUAUUAAAAUAAAUAAAAACAACAUACAAGUGUGAAAGUGGACAGUUAAAGUGAAUAUGAGAUUUGGAAUAGGUGUGUUUUGAGUUUGGAUUUAAAGUGGGGUAGUGAGUCCAUGUAGUUACUGAGGGACUAAUUAGGAACUCAUGGAGAGGAUGUGCCAGGUUGUCCAGGAUGGUACGCAUGGCCAUGAUGAAGUAAUGAUUCAGUACUCAUAAACUAGUCCUCAUGACGUCUCACUUUACUUUAAGGUACACAAAAAAGGUAGGUAAUGAUUAAGUAAUAGUUAGUUCUUCAGUGACUGAUCAUCUGUGAGCUAACUGUCACUCUGCAGGGAAUUUCAUAGCCUGGCUCCAGAUACUUCAUCAGCUGAAAAAAAUCCAUCAUCCGCAACUAUUGACAAAGGCUGCAUGUCAAGGGCAAACAUUUCAGCUAUUAAGUUGCUGAUAUGUUCACUCUGUGCCUUGUCACUUGUUGUAUGUAUAAUCCCUCAUGCUAGCCUGUGAACCGCUAGCGUUAGCACCGAUGCCAGCAGCGGUCUCUUCCUCCAACUUCUUCAGGUGUUUCCAUCGCAGGUGGUUUCGCACGGACCCCAUGCUGUGGUUGUCAGCCAACUUUGCCUGACAUGGCCUACACUCAACUUGAUUUCCACUUGCAGUUUGUUCAAAAAACUGCCACAAAGUGCUCUGCUUGUUGACCGCCGCCAUCGCGUCCCUGAGUCAAUGUGAAGUAACGUGACACUGGCUGUGCAGGCUGCAGGAUUUAUAUAUAUAUAUAUGUUGGUGAGAAAUGAUCGAGGAGGAGGAGGAGGAGAAAAAAAGACGUGCAAACAGCUAUUGAUUUUUCUUAACGGUUAUGAUUUGUUAUCUGUGUAUCUGUUUACACGUGUAGAUGUUGACACCCCUAAUAGGUACUUUAUCAUAACUUCCUCAGUAACUACUCUAAUUUUGUGUACCUUAGUCCCUCAGUAACUAUUCUAGUUUUGUGUACCUUAGUUGUACCUCCUCAGUAACUACUUAAAUUCUGUGUACCUCCGUUCCUCAGUAACUAUUCUAUUUUUGUGUCCCUUAUUGUAAAGUGUUACCCAGAAUUUUUAAGUAAAUAACAGUAAAACCUGCAUCUUCAGUAGGUUAUGUUAUUUCAUUACUUUGUUUAAGCCGAGGAGACAAAGAAUUACUUUGACGAUGCCAAAAAAGGUCCAAAAUGAUACGCUUAUGGCUCAGAGAGAAGCCCUUUUUAGUGCCUUUCCCUUUCAGAUAGUCUUUAUAUUGUAGUGCUGGAAUAAGAAAUGGCUUGAGUGUGUUUUCUUGUCCUCAUGCUCACUUUGCUCUGACUGCGACCUUAAAAUUGAAAACAAAACACAUAUAAAAAGGGUUUAUACAAAAUGGGCAAUAUCCAAACUUCUUUGCAAGCUUUUGGAUUAGCUGUGUGGAAUUUAUUGUGCGGUCCUACUUAAAGUUAAUCUUUCGACCUAAUUAAGUGUGAUGCAUUUUUUCCUCCAAAGUCAAUGGAAUUGAGCCCCUUAUCUUUUUAUUACUUUGCCAAAUUGUAUUACACAAGUAAUGACGCAUGCAUAAACUGUGGAGAAAAGAUUUGAAAACAAGUGUGGAGAGAUGAGGAAAAGGGGAAAAUAGAGAACUACGGGAUGCACAGGGAAUUCUUGUCAGACGACAUGAUUUAUUUAAUACAUGAAAUGGCUGGUGCAUUUGCAAAGGGAUCUUAAAUGUGUUUUUUUUUUUUUCAUUUUAGAACAAAGUUGCAGGUUGAAAAGGCAGAACAGGAGAUAUGCAUGUGAGACGGCAGAGGGACUUGAGUAUUGUUUCAAGCAUGAUGCCGUCUGACAUCUGCUCUCAUUCAUCUUCCCGAUCUGGACAAGUUAAAAUGAUCACAGGCAUCCCUGCAGGAGCUCGGGGAACAUUUUUACAUUACUGUUAUUAAAAAGAAAAGAGGUAAACAAAUGUUUUGCACCAGUUUUCAACUAUUAUGAUUUUUUCUGGCAUACAGUUAAAGACUCUGUCACCGUAAUGAAUACUCCAAGACAACAUCUGUGAAAGGGAAAUUAUCUUAAUAACUUUUUUUUUUUGUUCACUUAACAAUUUUUGUCAGUGCUCUUGAUUUUUUUCCAAACCCACUUUGAGAGUGUGGCAGUGUGCCAUGCAUUUUCUGCCACAAAAUGAGGCAGGUUUUGCGGUCACAGCAAUCACUGAAACUCAAAAUCCUUGAGGUGCUGCCAAGUAAAAUUUAGUGUAAGUAAAACGAUGCCAAAGCAAUCACAAGUACCUUGGAUCUGUAAAGGCAAAGUGAAUAGAUGAUUUUGUAAAAACGUUCCAAUAUUAAAAAAAAAUAAAGGGCUACACUGACUCGAAUCUGACAAGCGAGACUGGAAGAGAGACAGAGUAAGGACAAGGAAGAAGACUGGCAUUAACUGGUGAGAGCGCUCCUCCUGCUCAUCAAAUAGAGAUGCCUGACCCAGUUAAAUUUGCUGGUCUGGUGUUCACAUUACAUGCACAAGUACACAGAUACUGAAACACAUACACUUGUGCAGAUCAGGCAAGAUCUUUGACCUGCAUUUGCACCGAGAAAGAAACCUGCCUACUAAUUUAUGUCCUCGCUACUUUUGUUAUUGAAGGUAGCCCCGCUUAUGGCUCUGAAAGGAAAGAAACAGAGCAAAGGCGAGAAAGACAGAAUGGGAAUAUGGUGGAGAGGUGGUUGGUCGGUGUGAGGGGUUUGUGAAAUGCAGUGAAUGCCAGCUGUCCAGAUGCCUGUCUCCCAUCUGUUUGAACCCCAACAUCCAGUUGGCUCCUCUUCCAGUGCAAACCACACACAUGUGCAAGAACACACAUGCAAUACACAUAUACGCGGAAACAAACACACACUGUGGCUCUCAUGUACACAGAGACAAACUGGCAUUACUUCUAACACCAGCAGUGUUAGGCAGCUGUGGGAUUGGGCACAGAAAUGAGAGCUAUCACUAACCGCUAAUCACAGUGUGUGUUUACCUACAUUGCUAGGAUUGUCAAGAUCUCAAGCAUGUUACACAGCCCCCCCCCCCCUCCUCCUGCUAAUCCAAAUCCCCCCCCUUCUUUCUUUUAAAGUAUGUCUUACGGCCCAUUUCAAAAACCAGAUCCAGCUUCGAGCGCAGUAGCAGUGAACAGAUUGGCUCCAUAUUGUUUAAAGGCCUCCACUCUUCCAGAUCUGUUGUCGUCACACUCCGAAAAACAGUAGGAGGAGACUUCAGUGGCAGGUUUUGUCAAUUACUCUGUGUGAAUGUGUCUGCUCAAGGCAUGGACUCCUCUAUUGAUGGACAUGGUUUUUACCCAUAGGUCUGUGUGGGUCUUCACGGUGAUGUGCAGUAGAUCUCUUACAAGGUUUUAAUCCUUUAAGAAAGGUCUCCAAGUAUUCUCAGGGCUUUAGUCAGAGGGGGGGGUAAAAUGUCUACUACUUUAUUUGUUCACUGAGGUGUUAAAAAAACAUCCUGUUUAUUGUGGGUUGUGGUUGUGGUUUUUAGUUGAUUUAGUACUACAGAUGUUACUGCUCUGUCUUUGCCUUUGACUCACAAAUGGCAAACAAAUCAUACCUCUACUUUCUCGAGAAGUGAAUAUGACAUGAUUUGUACAUCUACUUGCUGAAGUAAAUAGUUAUAAGAGGGAAGAUUGACAAGAUGAAGAAAACUUGGAUAUACACCGAGUGCAAUUUCAACCUUUAAGGUUGACAUGCCGACAUCACAGAUCCUGAUAGAUUCCAAUUUUCUUUCCCCAAAGAACCACAAUAAACUGCAAAAUCCAACUUCAGGUGCAACUUUUCUCUCAUAAAACUUGAAUUUUUUUGUGUAAAACUAAAUAUUCACUAUUCUGCUGUGUUUUUGUGUAUUUUUGCGCCAUAGCUAAUGCUGGAAGUGUAGUUAGUGUUUAUGUAGGCUUCAAACAUGUACGUGUAAAGCUGGGACUGGCACAGAUUGGCUUUUUAUGAAGGGACUGGCUGAACAGGCUGAAAAUGUCUAAUUGUAGUCUCCAGCUGGUUGAUUGAUGCUCCUCUAGGAAGAAUGUUGCCGUUAUUUCUCUGCUUUUCUUCUAACGCAGACAGAAUGUCAAUAAAGUCUUGGUAAAUUAAGAUCAAAUAAGACAAAAAAAAACUAUGAAUAAAUCAUUGUCAGCCAAAAACAGAAUUACUUGAUUUUAUUCCCAGCUUGUUAAAUAAACAAAAUUAUCUCAAUACUUAUCUUGAAAUCACUGUUCACGUCCAGAUUCCUGCAUAAAAGGCUCAGCUGUACAAAGUUUUUAGUUUGAUCUCAAGCUCCUGGGGUCCUCGUGUCGAGCUGUCCUUGUGCAAGACACUGAAUCCUGGAUUUUAUGGUGUUGCCUUCAAGAAUGUAAUGGGAGUUUUAGCGCAGCAUCCUCUGCCAUCAGUGCCUGGAGUGUGUGAAUGUGACAUACAGUGUGAGAGUAGUUUCAAGAGUAGAAGAAUGCUUUGUUGGUGUAGUCCAUUUUUUUGCUUAUUUGAACGAAUAUGGUACAGGGUUUUUUAUACUUUAUGUAUAGUCACCAAUGAAACAAUCUACAACACAAAAGACAGGCAGUUAUGGUAGAAAUGCUUGACAUCAUAUGAACUUUUACAUUUAAAGAAGAGAACAGAAAAAAAUACUCUUUCAUUGGGAUUUUAUGUCCUAUUCUUGUUCUUGUAAUUUCCCCAAAUGCAACACUUGAUAACUCAAAGUGAAAGAGGACUCAUAAACUCUUUUGGUCUUGUGAAAGUUGUCUACAAUAAACACCAGGUCUGCUGAAUCAUUUGAAAAACACUUUGCAGAUGCUUGAAACCAGCUUGAGACAGUUUCAUAUCAAUCCUGCGGUUGUGAAUUGGGUUUUUGAAAAAUACCUUUUUUUUUCUCUGUUAGAUGCAACGGCUGAAAAACAACUUUUUCACUCACAAUUUUUUGAGUUCACCUUGUAUUUUUUUAUGUUUGCUUUUUGGCGUUUCAUAUUUUUCAGCAAAGUACCUUCAUUAGAGUAAAUAAUGGGCCGAGGGUGACAGAGCAUCCACAAAUGCAAGCCUCAAGAGGAACCUAAAAAAGUCUGUGCUGCACAAUAAAAAAUAAAAAAUUUCCCAAGAAAGACUGAAUGUUCAGGGAAUAUGUCAAAACAUGUGAGACCCCCUAUGUGGGCACAUUUCCUGUAGAGCGUUUCCAUUUUCUGCUCUGGAUGUGAGGUUGCAGAAUACAAAUGGGGUGUUUAAACUAAUAUGCAGCACACUUGGACACACACCUACACUGACUUGCACAGAAACCAAGACUAACAUUAAUAAUGCAUUUUGACCAAGUGCAUCAGGGAGUGUAUAUUGAGUUACAAUGCAAAGCACCCAGCUACAAACUUAAUUUAAUGUUGGAGUCUUUGUAUCCGCAUGUUUGAGUUUGUGUGUGUGCGCGUCUAAGAUGUAGAGGAUGUCAUAACAGAGGAGACAGCAGAUCAGAUUAGGGAGCUACGCACAUCUGUCAGCAUGCAGCCUUCCUCAACACCAUUUGAUUAGAGCUAAUGAAGACACUUUGUGCGUGUGUUUGUAUAUUUGUUUGUUGUACGCUCACGCACUCAUACUCGCAGGACUCUUGAAUCAGGCUGGGAUCGAUUAAAAGCAGCAUGAUGAAGAUUGGUAAUAGAGCUGUGGAAAAAAAGACCGACAAAGUUUCAGAAAUAAUCCAAAUAUUUGUGCGGGGAACAAACAAGCAAGAAGUGCAACAAUAGCAAGGAGGCAGGGCGGGUGAGUGCACACGGAAAGGCAAUGCAGGAAGUGUUACAGAAAGAAAGAGAGUGAUCUUUUCCUCCAUGCUGCUUCAGCCUUCCUUUCAAAUUAAAACAGCCCUGUCUCCUGAGAGUGUGACAUUUUCAUGGAGCAGGCGAGGGCAGAGAUGGAGAGAGGGAGAGAGAGAGAGAGACGGAGAGUCAGAGAUGGGUGGGGUUAGAGACAACCGGGGAAGAGGGGAGGGGCGCGGAGAGGCGACUGCAGGUUUUCAGAGGCAGGAAGAUGGGAGAAUUGAUGGAGACUGAGAAAGAAAAGAGACAGUCGCAAGAGGAGGGGUUGAGGGUCUUACUCGGUGAUGUUAGGGAUGGAUGGAGAGAAUGAUGAGAAGGGAGGAAUGUGUGCGGGGGUUAUUAGUCCAGCCUCCAGAGGCUACUAAUGCACUGACCUUCAUUAACUCGCAUUACUGUCGGUGUGUGUGACUGUGUGCGCGAGAGUGCAACUCUCUUUAGUUAACACUCAUUACAGAGUCUUUGUUUAAAGGCCAGUAAACUAAUGAAGUCAUUAAAUAAGUGCAGAAAAUCCUGAUUCAAGUAUUGAAACCAGAGACUGAGGUAACUCUAAGGACAGGGGCUGCCACUUGAACAAUGCAUACAAAGAAAACACAAUAACGGACUGUGAUAUUCUAAUCUUUCUCUCCCUAUCUCUCUCUUUCUAUCAGGCUCUCCUCGACACUCAGAAACAGCUUCGUUCUCAGAUCUCCAACUUUACCUUCAACCUGGGCUUUUCUGGAAAGUUCUACCACACAGGUUUGUAGUACUUGCGUGUUAUUCCACCUCACAUGUCUGUGUCAAGAACCCCACUAGCGUUAAGACACAUGAUUUGAAAAUUAUAUAGGAGCUUACUGAAAAAGGUCAAUUGGUAAAAUAGCACUGCAAUGGCCUUUGCAUGUAGAAGCUUCACCUUGUUUCUGAUAAUGAUGACAAUGGUUUAAGACGGAUGUGAUAAUGUGUCUUUAUUGUUGUCUGUCCUUGUCUUGAAAGUAGGGCUGGGCGAUAUGGGAAAAAGUUUAUCACGAUAUUUUUUUUCAUAUCAGUUGAUAUCAAUAUAUAUAACAUAAAAAAUGAAAUUUAACAGUGCUUAUUGGUAGCAUGUUGUUUGCAUUACCAUAAGCUACUGCAUCUGUGAGGUCUUUUUGUCUCGAUGUUUUGCCGAAAGGCGGUGCACUAGAGAAAGCGAACUGAAUGGUCGGCUGUUUUGGCUGCACAGGUGCCAUGGGCUCCUUGCUCCACUCGGGGUUUGUAACCGUUUGUAUUGCUCGUGCUCUGCCGCUUGGCACUGCUUCAGGUAGUGGAAAAGGUUUGAGGUAUUCCCAGACUUUAAGAGAACAUGUACUCGACAUGAUUUGCAGUGCUCAUUACUCUGCUUCAUGUCCGACCUCAAAAAAACAAAAUACCUCAACACCACCGACGUUUUCGUGCCAAUGUUGUCGACGAUGUCAUCAUCUUGUGAGUCUUCAUCUGUAGCACUCAUUUACUUUUUUUCUCACAGACAGUGCUAUGGUUGUGUGUAGCUGCAGCCUGCUACUACAAAGUUGUUUGCUACUUGGUUCUAAUUCAACACACAAUUGGUUCAGCGUGAAGCAGACCUUGAGCAACUCCCAUUUCCUUUAGCUGUUCGUAUAGUCUACCAUAACAUGGCACAAUGCCAACUAUCAAAAAGCAUAUUGUCCAUGUUUUAUAUUGAUAUUGAGGGAAAUUAAUUUUCGAUAAUUAUCGUUAUUGUUUUAUCGCCCAGCCCUACUUGAGAGGUUCUACUAUUUUCGAUUGAAUUUGUCUUUGCUGCGUUUUCUAUAAUUGCUUGAAUGGUUGUCUACACUGCUCGACACUUCCCCGACAAUUUCCUGUUAUGCUGUGAUGUUUGAUCCACAUCCAUAAGCUUCAUCCGUGACCUUCCUCUCGUCGUAUCCAAUAUUUAGGAAAAUCGACAGAAUUGAUCCUGAGUACAGGCAGAAGUCUAGAGAGUUGGUUCUAGACUUUAUAAGCCUUCACACGUUGUAGCUAACCCAGUAUUUUAACUCAAAGGAACAAGAAAAGAUUUAAAUAAAGUAUAAAAAGAUGAUGCUCCUCAGGGCAACACAAAUUCAACUACUGUGUUUUUUCCAAUGUGAGCCUUUCUCUUAUGAGCUACAUGGUUAUAAUUAUACAGGCAAAUCUGUAAGCGUGAACGUACUGCUGUGCAUUCUACACUCUGUUGUGGAGCCAACGACAUGUUUUAUUAAUUUCCUCCCAGUUAAAGUGUCUUAAUCUGCACCAGGAGAACAGCACAGUAGGUUAUGCUGCUUUAGAAAAUUAAAGUGACACCGGUAUCAUAAUUAUAUUUAGAAGAAAUCUGAUAGAGAUGAGAACAAAUUACCACAGCACCUGGAACUGCUAUGGUCACUUCACGUUUCAUCUCCAUGGUAUCACACUGCAGUCUAUUUCAGCAACAGGACCUUAAAACAACCCCGUUGCUUGGUGAUGUAUUCUAAUCUGAGAAGUUUGUUUUAGUUUCAAAGUGCUCUUAAUCUGCAUGAAUCAAACGUUCAUACAUUAUACUCUUUGUCUUUUCGUCUUUGCACCCCUGUGCGUGUGUGCAGGCACGGUUGAGGAGGAUGAAGGAGACGAUCUACUGCUGAAGUACGUGGAUGAGUUCUGGUGGUUCCCCCACAUGUGGAGCCACAUGCAGCCUCACCUCUUCCACAACGAGUCCUCACUGCUGGAGCAGAUGGUCCUCAACAAGGAGUUUGCUCUGGUGAGAGACACACACAUAUGUACAUAUACACAUUCAUGCACAUUUCUUACAUUUUUUUUUUGUCCUUAUAGUCCUGCUUUCCUCCCUUAAUUGCAUGUCCUUCAAGGGCGUCUUUUGAUGUUGGCGAUUGUUAUUUUCUUACCACGGCACUUUGCAGACAUGAUGUAUGUAGGGAACUGAAUCUGCUCUCACUGGUUUAACAGCAGUAGAAGGCUGGGUGCGACAGAAGAAUGCACUUUAAGCACAUUUCCUCCCUGUUGUAAAGGACAUUAUUCAUACUUGCUUUAAAUUCCCCGAUAAAUGUUUUUGUUUCCAGCCUUGGAAGUGUGAUAUUAUUCUUCAGCAGUACACCUUUUAACCAUGUUUUCGAUAAAUUUUUGUUUGAAAUGUGUCUUGGGGUUCCACUUGCCGACACUCUGGGGAAAUCAUUUGAAGCAUAUUGCCAUACCAAUGCUCUGCUGUUUUGCGCAAUAUAUAUAGAAAUGUCCUUGUUAUAUUGAUGAAACAACAUAAUCAUGGUAGAUUUACACUUCCUGCAGUGUAUUUGCUAAUGCAAAUUAGCUGCGUAUGAACAUCAACACCAUCCAGCAAAUAGAUUGAGCUGUAGGAAGACUGCUUUCAUAAAAUCUCGCAUUAUUUACUCGUUUUCUCAAAGAAAAGAAGCGAAAUAUCAAUUCCCUGAUUGGGAGUUAUCUGAUGGACACACCUGAGCCCUGUUUAAAAGUCUCCUGUUUCAUCGGAAGUCUACAAGGUCAAGUGUUUUUGUUCAUCGGCUCUGCCUGCUUUUUCCUGGGAUUUGUCAAUACGUGUGUGUGCGUGUGUGUUUUUGUGUGUUAAGUGAGUGGUUGGAGAUGAUUUGUAUGGCUGCACACACAGGAAACAGUGUGCGUGUGGGGGGUCAUGUUGUUGAAGGUGAGCAUGAUCAUAAAGUGCGAUCCCUAACCUCCAUUGUAUACACACACACACAGACACACACAAACACAAACACACAAAUUCACUUGCUCAUCCCCCUGACCGCUGAUGCUUCUCUUUGACAAUGUGUGUAGGUGUGUGUCAGAGCGAAGGACAACACCAUCAGUCUAUGAGAUGCACCUGGCAACCAUCCACCCUCACAAUUCACCACGUAAACAUGCUCACACAAUAUAUAUUUUUUAAUCUCCAACCCUGAAGGCCAGUGUCGUAACAAACACAACAUACGGCACGUACUUCUCCUACAAGGUCAAACUCUUCACAUGUGCCGCCCUGUCUUCUGCCUGAGUCGUAUAGAUGCUAUAACUUCAUUAAUUACGUAGACAACCCACUCAUAGGUGUCUCUGUCUCUGUGUUUGUGUGACUGCCACCUACAGGAGCACAACAUCCCGGUAGACAUGGGCUACGCCGUGGCGCCUCACCACUCGGGCGUCUACCCAGUUCACCUGCAGCUCUACAAGGCAUGGAGACGCGUGUGGAACAUCCAGGUCACCAGCACAGAGGAGUACCCCCACCUCAAACCGGCCCGCUACCGCAAGGGCUUCAUCCACAACAACAUCAUGGUGAGGGGACAGACGUUGCUACAAUCACACAUCUCUGUAAAAUCUCAGCAUGGCUGCAUGUGAACACGUAUGCAAAUGUGCUCAUCCAUAAAUGCACUUUGAUCUAUUGACAUGUCUCUGUACAUACAUGAAAAUUGAUCAGCCUCUCUACAACUGCCUGCUGGAUCAUUCAAUAUUGAACAUCUUAUUUAUGUUUAGCUGACUGGCAAAAAAAGCAUGUUUCAAGUCUUGAGUCUAAAUCUUUCUAUCGGGGAAACAUCGCUGUGGCGACUGAAUAUUUUUCAUGACUUUUUUUUGUUGAUUAGAUUUUAGGUUAUCGAUCUUCUGCAGUGGUCAGGGUAGUAAUAAUUUAGCACUGUUGGUUUGGGAUGACUAAAAUACAAGACUGUUAGUGCUGUUUGUAGAUGCUUUGAGUUUAAUUUUUUGGCUUGUCAAAAAGGAAAAAGAAAAGAAUGAAGGUGUUUGUUGUCCUGCAAAAAAAGAUUACAGACAGGUAAAAUUUGGUCGAGGUGCAUAUAUGAGGAAUUUCUGUUUAUUAUCUUGUUUUCUUUGACAAAGCUCCACCAUCAAGCACAGAUCCUGGAUCAAACAUAGCAUCUGCCUGCCAAAAAGAAGAGAAGUGAUUUACUUAAUUCUUCUGGCUGAAAUUAAAACCAUGAAAUGUAAAUUCUUCAAGCGACUAAAUUAAAGCGUGCUUUAAAAUGCAGAUUCAUUAAGUCAAAGAGUCUGUUCGUAUCAGUCGUGCUCUUUUAUCUUACUUGGUAGAGUUGUUUUUAUCUACUCUGUCUUUGUUCAAAUAAGUGUUUGCUGAAUAGUAAAUUGUGUGCUGAUUGUUUCUCGCGGUCUAAACAGAAAAUCAAUGAUUCUGUGCGAGGUGUGUAACCAGUGUGUGCAUCCUUAUGUGUGUGUGUGUGUGUGUGGCGUAUGAAUUCUCUGAACUGUGUCUCACCAUAGCAUGCACAGCUCUGUGUUGGUUAAAUGUUCAAUGUCAGGUAAAAGGCCGAGUUGUGCUUUGUUUAUUCAUCCGCGUGUGUUUGAGUACAUACAUACAUACAUACAGGGUGUGUGUCAUAGAAUCUAGAAAUACUUUUACACUUUAAUCACUCUCUGAGUCUUUGAGACACCAAUACAAUAAAACUCUUGUUGCCUCUUUAUUUUAUUUUAGCAAGUUGUUUUCAUCCCACCUCCUCCUCCUCUAUGUCCUCCUCCUCCUCCUCUUCUUCAUUCACUUGUCAGUCAGGCUCUUUGUCAGUCUGCACAACUGCUCCCUUAUUGACAAAAGAACCAAUCACAUCUGACACCAAAAUUACCAGUCCAUGUUGUUCUGCCCUAUUUGGAUCCUGAGCAAACAAUCUGAGCAGACAGCUCUGUCAAUUUCUUAAUCAGUCCCACAAGUCUGCUUUUAUUCCUUGACAUUUUGUUACAGCGUCAUAAAAGACAGCCACUUAAUCGUACUUCCACGUAACACAAUAACAAGCUGACAACUUGACAGGCUAUAAUGUGUUAUUAAACAUGAUCAAUAGUAAGGUAUUGAAGGCACCAAUGAAUCACCAAAUUAAAUAACAAGCCACAGAACAAAAACAUGUAUUCAACAGUCAAUACAUCAUAAAGAGAGGCGGGGAACAGAGGAAACAACAAAGAGCAGCUGCCAGGAAUAAAAAAAGACUUUCUUCUUUGUUUCAUACAGGGAGAGAAGAUUUUUUGAUGAAAAACUGGAGAAGGAGUGGCGGCAGAGACAUAAUUAAAUCCCAACAAAAAUGACAAUCAAGUUUGGCAGUGACAGUGACGACGCCUGCAGAUGUUUUCUGAGCAUUGCGUGUGAAACUUUCAUAGGAUAAAUAAGGCUUCAAGAAACUUCUUCAAAAACUUUUGAAAAUAAAAAUCAAGUUAUGGUAAAAUAUUGCAAUACGUGCAUCUUGAAUUAUACGUAGUGAUGACAGUUUUAUUUCGCCUGUGAAAUAAGUUUUAUAUUCUUGCAGAGUUUUCCCUUUAGUUCUGUUCGGAGCUGGAAAGAAAAGGUGAUUUGUUCUGUUAGAUUUAGUUUUUUAAAAAAUAUAAAUAAAAAUACCACAAAGUUAAAGUUCUGUGUUCUCCAAUUAAAUUUGAAUAUAAAUCAGAAAUAUCUCCUGUGUUAUAAGUUAAUGGAAACUGUUUUUGCCGCAGUAUCGACAGGCAGUGAUGAUUUCAGACCCCUUUGGAUCGAUGUAAUUUGACGGAUGCAAUGAGGUCAUUCAGUGUCUCUCGCUGUUGAGAGUUAAUCGCUGUUGUUUUGAGAUGUCGAUCAAUCAAAUAUCAAGCAUUUAUCAUGACUGGGUAAUAAAAUGACUGAAAAGUGUGAUAUGAUAGGCGGCCAUUUAAAGGUAACUUAAAUGUGACAUUAUAGUAUCCUUUUAUAACAGUGAAAUAUCAUGGACAUUAGGGAUGGGCGAUAUUGGCAAAAACAAGUUAUAACGAUGAGAUUUCUGGUGAUAACGAUAAAAGUCCUGAUAAAAAAAAACAUUAUAAUCUCAGUCUAUAUUUUUGACUCAUUUUGUCUUGAGAACACCAGCUGGAAUAGUCAAAUAAGAUACUUAACCACAAGUUUGAGUGGUAGGUUACGGAGAAAACUAAUGACAUCAAACAAGUCUCAAAUGUGAAAACAUUUUCAACAUUUGUUGAAAACUCUUAUUGCACAGAGUGAACAGCAGCAGAUCUACUGUCCGAUGUCAGGCAUACCUGAUUGUGCUCAUUUUAGCCCCAAUCUUAAAGGAAAUCCCUCAUGUGGAGCCUCGUUCAGUAACGAGCUGCUCAGAAACGUCUGCUUUGUGUGGGCUAUGGCUGCGAGUCCGUCGCUCGCGCUUACGUCAUCAACUUACAUUUAUCGUAUUUAUAAUGAGAUGGCAAAUAUUUAUAAUGGAGGAUUUUUCUGACGAUAUAUCAUGAAUGAUAAUUUAUCGACCAUCCCUAAUAAACAUGUAUCAGUAAUCCUUAUUAAAUGUAUUUAGACAGUGGAGCCUCGUGGAAGCGGUGUAGGGAAGUAACUUUGUCUCUUCCUCAGCUACAUUACAUGCUGCACUAAUAGUAGUAAAGGGAGGCGAGGAAAAAGAAAAGUAAAAACUUAAACUCCUAGAGGCAGAUCGGUUUUCUAAGAAGCAGCUUUGUGUGUGAGAGUGUAUAAAUGUAUGUGCGCCUAAAAAAAUUCACAAUAAAUCAGUUAUUAGAUCCUUAUAGUGGUAAUUCUUCUUUAUGACCUCUCCGUAAGUUUCCCCAGCUCACAACCUUCAUAUUUCCUUUACCUUUCAUUGGCUUUCACUUUAAAUUUUUCUCACAACUUCUUUCCAUUAAUCUGUGUCCUCUCUGCUUCUUGCCACAUCUUUGUUUGUUCACAGGAGGACAGGAAGUUGUCUGAGGGCUGUAAAAUUGGUCUUUGUGUGUCUCUGUCAGCAGAUUGAGAGCCACCCACUGGACCCACAGUAUCAAAACAAAUCAGACUGAGAUAUAGGAUUGUGCUGCAUUAGUGUGUGUGUGUGUGUUUGUGUGUGUUUGUGUGUGUGCGUGUGUGUGUGUGUAAGACAUACGUGUGUGUGCGUGGGCUUCUUUUUAAAAUGUACUAUAUCAGUUUGAGCUAUAGCUCUGUGGAUAAUUGGUUUGGUGAAAUAGUGCUGAGUGUCUGUGGCUCUGGUGGCCUUCUCUCUCUCUCUCUCUCCCUUCCUCUCACCCUCUCUCUCUCUCUCUCCCUCCUUCUCCCCCUCUCUCUCUCUCUCUCUCUCUCUCCGUCUCGAGUGUGUUUGUGUGAGUGUGAACGAGUCUGCAGUGUUUUAUAGAUAAACCAAUAUCUGCACUUCCUGCCUUUACUCUGUAUUUCUCACAGAAGUGCUCCACAAGGAGUUCCCAAUAAAGACCUUCUUCUUCCCCUCUCAUCUUCUUCUCAUUUAAUUUCUUUAAUGACCUCAUAAAAAGCGAUUAAUUCAUCAGCUGUUCAACAUUUGAUCCAGGGCUCUCUUAAUCUGUCAUACUGGAUAUUGCUUUUGGUUCUUUACAGCGUGAAUGAAUUUAAAUACAUGUUUACAUCAAACCUUCAGUGUGUUUUACUCUUUUCGACUUGCUGUAAAUGCUCUGUAAUGAAUAGCACAGAUUAGAUGAUUGGUCUGAUAUAAAGCUGAAAACAAUGUCAUUACAUUUCCAUAAAUAACUACUUUCUAUAAAUUGAUAACAUCUUAAGGUUUACUAGAAGCUUGUAUGGAAAGUUGACCUUGCUUUCAUUUGUCUAAGCACAGGGUUUUUCAUUUCAGAAGUCAUCUACUUUCAUCUCCUCUCGCCUCAGCAAACUGCAAAAUACCAAACCGAUGUAGGUGGGACCAAAAAAAUAAAAAUACCAAACAGCUUCCCAGAAAUACUUGACUUCACUCCUGCAAAUCAGUAGCUGAUGCUUGGCAACUGCGUGAAAAUAAAGUCUCCACUGCUGGAGGGAGUUAUCUCAGUGGGACAGCUCUGGCCCAGCCGUUAAUGUUGUCUCCUUGGACAUCCCUAAUUUCAUCCUACUGGCUAUUUUCGAAGCAUAUAUGUUGACUUUUCCAGAUGCGUACAUGACAAAUACACGUAACUCAAAUAAUAUUUGAUGACGAUUUUGUUCUCCAGCAGCUCAGAGGACUAAAGUGAAACAGAGCAAUUAUUUUCUUAUUAGUUACAACUACGCUUUUUUAUGCCAAGUUCAAAUACCAGCUGUGAAGUACAGGUCCUUGGCACUCUGUGAGAGUGUGGGAUUCACACCUGUGGUUAUCUACUGUGAAAGGGUAACUUUACCAUAUGCUCGAUGACACAGCACAUCAGAAUAUUCCUGCCCUGCUCUGCUGUUUGGCUUUUACUAUUUAAAAACUGCAGCUUGGCUUUACCUUUCAUCCUUAUCUCUUAUCUUCAAUGCUACCAAAUGAUUCAUGAUUUGGUUUAUUUGCUCUUUGGCCUUGAAGUAUGCAGUUGAUAAGAAGUUAUUUUGCACUGCUUUAAGGAGGACUCUGCUGUUUUUACCAAGAGGAAAUCUGGUGUUGAAAAGAGGCAAACAAACAAACAAAAAAAGAUCAUUUCCUUGAGUGUCUGUUUGAGACUAGCUCCAAAAGCUGAGAAAUUCCUGUUGGGGCCAAAAAGCAAAAUUUUGUUGCACCUAAUGGAAAUAAUCAAAUUAUGAACAGUGUCCAUUAGACUGCUUGCAGAACACCUAAAGUUCAUAAAUGGCUCUUGGGGUUUAAAGUUCAAUAACUGAAUUUGAUUGGACUCUUUAUCACCGCCUGAGGUUAGUUACCCAAGAUUCAUCAGCUGCUGCUAUCUGAGCUGCUACACCUUAGCAAUAGCUGAACUCAUAACUGGUGAAUGAAUUUUGCACUGUGUGUAAUAGAGGCUUCAGUUUUUUAGGAAAGAGGAUUAGGGCCAAAAGAAAAGAAAAAAAAUCAUUACAUGGGGGAGAUUUUUUUUAUUUCGAGGUUAAAAAAACAAAAUUACGUGAAUGAAGUUGAAAUUUCGACUUCAAUCUUAAGAUUUUAAUUUUUUUAUCUUGAAUUUCUGACAUUAUUCACAUUGUUUUGAUAUCUUGUAAUCUCGAAAUUUCGACUUAAAUGACAAAAAUUUCAAUUUUAUUCUUUUAUUUUAGACUUAAUUGACAUAAUUUGAUUUGUUUGAUAUCAAAAUUUCAACUUUGAUCUCAUUCCUUUAAUUAUCUUUUUUUCUCUUCAUGUGGCCCUAAUCCUCUUCUGUAGUUUUUACUUUGAAAAAGAGGAAUUUAGGGAAUUAAAGAAGAGAAAUGCACACUUUGGCCUCGCUGAUCUUGACCCCUGUUAUAACCAAUCCUUGUAUAAGAAGCUGAUGUCGAGGAAACGCUCUGGAUUUCAGAUAACACAACCAGCUGAUCAUACUGUUGGUCGCCUGUUAUAAUCUGUUUGUUAAAUUGCAUUACCUGUCCAAACCGAGGUAUGAAAGCUAUUAACAACUCCUUCAUUUUUGUGUGUGUGUGUUUAUAGGUGCUGCCUCGCCAGACGUGUGGCUUGUUUACUCACACCAUCUACUAUAAGGAAUACCCUGGUGGCCCUAAAGAGCUGGACAAAAGCAUCCGUGGGGGAGAGCUGUUUCUCACUGUGCUACUCAACCCAGUGAGUCACAAACCACACACACACACACACUCACACACACUCACACACAACAUCAAACACACACUUUGCACACGCUAAGGGAUAUAUAAAGUAAGAACAAGGAGGACUGUUACUUUCUAUUUUGAUUUUUGCACCUUAAAAGGCACCAACUGGGUUUUCUACACUCUCAGUUAAGGUAACUUCCUCCUUGUCUGGUUCAUUCUGUUUCAUUUUUGCUUUGUGUGUGUGUGUGUGUGUGGGUAGGUGUGUGUGCGUGUUUGUGUGGGUGUGUGUUUGUCUCUUUUCCUGUCAGAGGCUGCUUCUCACUGUGUAGCUGUGUUCAUCUCCCCACUUUAAAUUAGGUCUCACCACAGGGGGUUUGCUGUCACACACGCGCACACACACACAAACACAUGCGCACACGUCCACACGUUCUCCUCCCUCUUUUUGCUUACCCCUGCUGUGUGUGUCAGCUCAACUCGAUUCUGCUUUGAAUUAAGGAACAGAAUUAGGUUUUGGUGGCAGUUCAGAUGCUCAUCCGAGUGAGCACAUGCACGCACACUUUCAAAGGUAGGCACAGAAAUUCCCAGGAAACAUUCCCAAACAAUCUCUCUCGAGCUGAAACCACACACGUGCGCUCGCACAGACUCACACAAAGAUGCUCACAGACCAGCAGCAGGGCUGUAUUGAAGUGUCAGGUAGAGGAGUGCUGAACUAGAGAAGCUGUCAGAACUCAGUGAACAUCAUAGACUCGAGCACAGCUUCCUACUACAACCCAAUCUAGCCCUUUCUUCUCCCGGCACCACUUUGUCUCUGUCGUUUCUCUUUUUGCUUGUCUAUUCUUAUUUUAUUGAAUUUGUUUGGUUUCCUGACAUCUUUGUCUUUGUUUCAUUCUUUCUUUGUGUCUGUAAUCCGUCAUCUAUUCUUUUAUUGUUUUAUUUAGUUGGGUUUUAUUUUCUUUCAGUCUGUCUCUGAAGUCGGCGAUCCCCUUUUUCUUUCAUUUUGCGCAAUCUUUCGCUGCUUCAGAUCUGCAGUAAUGCAUGUAAUAUGCAUAAAGAUUUUGUGUGAACUUGUUCUUCUACCCUCAGUUUAAAAAUCUGAAUCUGAAUGUUAAAAAAUCUUACAAAUGGCUGUUUUUGCUGUUCUUAACUUCUCUGCAGGUUACAAGAGAAACAGUCUCUUGUUGUAUGAUUUCCACCAGCUGCUACAAUGAUUUCUCUAAUAACAGAGAAAGAAGGUGGUUUGCCUAAAAUGAUUGUAUAUUAUUUUUCCAUGCAUAGGCUCCGGUUGUAUUUGAAGAACAUCCUGUAAAGUAUUCUUCCAGUUAAUAAUCCAAAUUUGUAUGAACAUAGACAGUGAAAGGGGGAAGCUGUUCCUGACAAAUUGUUACCUGUGCUCACAGACGUCCCUCGCAGAGCUGUUUAACAUGCACCAUAAACUCAAUUCUGAUGGUGGCGAAUGUUUUUGUGACCUUUUGCAAAACUCUGUAAGCAUGAGUGAACAAACACAACAACUGUUGAAGAGGGGCAGUCAUGAUUUACAAUAUGUUUAGAUUGAGGAUUGAGGAUGGUAUUGAGGCCCUAUAGAAAAGAAAUACAAAGCUUUUCAGUUCCAGCAGGAUGCUAUAACUUUUAACUGACUGCUUUUAUUGUAUUUUUACUAAUGAUUUUGGGACGAUUAGAUUAAAGAUGCCAAAUCAUCAAGGCAUGGGGCAUACAGUCUGUAAAUUAUCAGUGACAUGAUCAGUUUAAAUGGUGAAUAUUCAACUUAUAUGUGCAAGUGAUGCUUUUCUGUACUUAAAACCACCUGGUAUACCAUAAGAGUUAUUUCUCAAAUUUCACCAGCUUCAUAAUUUCUUGAUGCAAAAUGGUCCAAAAAAAGGAUGAUCCAAACAACCUAUUUAGUGAUUUCUACCCCUGAAAUUCUCCUAAGUUAUUGCACAACUCUCACUAUUUGCAUAAACAAGCAGUAUCAGUACGAGUGUAUGGGCAGGUUGCAUUUCAUAUUAAGGAAGUUUGACAUAUUUCAGUUGAACUGCAGAGCUAAUAUUGUGUAAUUGUGAUUCAGUAAAUUCCACUUUAAGAUCAGCGUUGAAUUGUUAAAACAGCAGUAUGUAACUGUAAUAGUAAACACACUCUUCUGACCUAGUUUCCUUAUUUGAUAGAUGGCAGAAUGUAGUUGAAACACAAAUCAAAAUUAGCAACAUUAGAGAGGGAAUGUUGAAUAAAAUAUGAGUAAUUCAAGUUCUUGAGUAUCUGUGUCAACAUUGAAAAGCUACAAUAAAAUAGGAAAACUACUCCAUGAAAGAGAUUGAUUUGCAAUAAUAAAGGCAUGCUGUAAUUAAGAGAGUAAUAUAUACACUGUCUAUGUUACUCAUUUUGCAAAAUCCAAAUACGAGCAGAACGAAAGGUAAUUCUGACUCAAGGUCCCUACAUCAGUCAGAAAACAUGCAGUGUAGCUACCACACAUACUUCAUACAUAGUGUCAUGAAGGCCAAUGAAACACUGGUUCUGUAGUGUGACUUUUCACAUACUGGCUUUUUCUGCCCGUGAACAUAUUCAGUGUUUACCUGUAUGUAAGUGUGUUUCCAUGAGGAGUUGGCUGGGCGGAGCGAACAGCACAAUCACUGAUAAUUUCAUCUAUUGGAAAAAUGUAUGCACACUUAUAUCAGAUUUUUUUUUCAAAGAUUCAUUUAAAAUAAAAAUAAAAUGGGUUUUCCAUCAGUAGCUUAACAUAAUAUGGUCCUGAAAAAAUAAUAUAUGUUUUUUUUAUUUCCACUAAGAAGCUGGUGUCGAACAGUGUAGUGUUCUUGCAUGUGUGUUUGUGUGCAGAAUUUGUGUGUAUAAGCGUGACAGCAGUGGAGCAUGAGGAAGAAGUUGCAGCUAUAUGGAAGUGUAUCACAUCUCAGCAGUAAUUUUUUAAUGAUCUGACUAAUUUGGUACCGGAUUUCACACAUUAAGUGAUGAACAGCCCUCCUAAAUGUACUCACUAAUUAAGAAAUCUCACAUUUUGUGUGUUAUUUUACAAAGUGAAUUCUGCAGAUAAUUUUAAAAUGACUUACUCUUCUUGAACUGUUUUGUCCAAUACUUGCUGUUGUAAGAUCAGUGUUUUUGUAUAAUAUUUACUUGUAUGAGAGAGUUUUAGGUCAGAAAAUAACACCAGAUUUUUGAAAAUGUUGUUUUAAUUGAAAUCCUUUAGACAUUUAAUAUACUGUACUAUUAACCAGAGUGAACUAGUGCACUGAAAGGCUUUACUAACUCUUUGUCUUUUGAUGGAUUACAUGAUCUUUAAAGACCCACUCAGAGGAAAAUCAUAUUUUUCUUGUUUUUUAAUUGUUCAUAUGACAUUUUUCUGAUGCUACAGGACAUACCAUGAGAUGUGCUUUUCUGAGUAUUUCUUCAUUCAAAUCGCUGUGAAUCUCUGGCAGACCCAAACGGCAGGUUCAGAAACAGUGAGAUGUCAUACGUAAGCAAUCCAGACUCCGCCCCCGGAGCUCCACUAUGCAGGCCACACUCUGCAUAUAGAAUAGAAAUACAGAGGAUGAUCGCGGGACAAGCAUCUGCGUUAGCGGAUUGCAAUGCUCAUAAGAAAGCUAAUUAUUAUAUUAGCUUUUAUUGUGUCCCUAAAGACAUUAGUGUCCGAGAGCUGAAUAGCUCCUAUGUUACCUGCCACUUCUACUACCCCGGCAAUAUUAGGCUGCAAGCUAAUGUGAAGACCAGUGUGCAGAGCAGAGCAGUCUCCGCCCACAACUCAGUGGCGAAUUGCUAAUGAUCUACUGGAGCUCUGCUGAAGAAAAGUGCUUGAAAAUGACACAGGUAAUGCAAUUUUUGGUAAAAACUUCAUAAUCACAAUUGGAGUGGGACUUUAAAUUCCCCAAAAAUAUUGUUUUUUAAAUUUUUGGGCAGGAAAAAAAAAAAAAAAAAUCCAAUGAAACGUUAAUAAUAUAAUGCAGCACCUCACAUUUCCUCCUCUGUCAAAAUAGGUCACCCAAUCUUAGUUUCAUAUUGUCAUCAUUAUAUUUUCAUUGUGGCUUUUGCGCUUCUGUAAAGGGCAUUAAUGACAGAAGCCUCUCUAUGAGGUUUUUUUUACACCUGCAUAGGUGUGUGUGUGUGUGUGUGUGUGUGUGUCUUUUGAUGAUUGCUCAAAUGACGAAGAACCUAACAAGGUAUCUGCGCUCAUCACUGCUGAUGUCAUCUCGACAUGAGCUCACAAGCCACAAGGGAUACCUCUGCGUGCCCAUCUGUGUGUCUCUGUUUAACACUCACUCAAACACACACACAUCCUGGCUAAUUACAUUUUUUUCUCUUUCCUCAAUCUUUUGUCCUCUGCCUCCCUUUUUUUACAUCCGUGAAAUAAGAUAAAUGAGCUCUCCUCUUGUUGUUUCGCUUUGUAACAUGAACUCUUUAACUUGAGAGCGUUUCAAGCGCCAAAUAAAAGCUGUUCGCCAUGACAUACAGUCAAUUCACACACUUGCAUGAUGAUUUAUUUUCACCUCUUCCCACUAUGUUUCUAUCUUUAGAUGAAAAGCCGUUAUUAGUGUGACCACUUUGUGCGCCUAAUCAAUAGUGUUGUGUGGCUCACUGCUUUAGUCCUGCGGGAGUUUCCUAUUGUUUUAUCAUCUGCACGUUGGUAACAUUGUCACUUCCCAUUCACUGAUUUUUAAUCACAUUUAGCCUGUGGUGACAGUUCACUACUGAUGACAACAAACUGAUUGAAUGUGCGUGCGUGAGCCUGUGCCGCUUGUUUGCGGGCGUGCGUGUGCAUGUGUCCGUGUGUGUUUGGAUACUUUAGCAUCAUUCCAGCCUGCAUCAGCGAUCAUCGAACUCGCCGUCUCGCAUAAGCUCGGGAAUCGAUUCGACGACCUCGCCUCUGCAAACAGCCAAUAGGGCACAAGUCAGUCCCCAAUAAAUGGCCAAAGAGACAGUGAGAGAGAAAGAAUGGAGGGGGGAGAAUAGCGGGAGGAGGAGGAGAGGUGGGGGGGUGAGGAGGUGGCAGACAGAUUGAGAUUUAAUUUUCAGGUCACGGCAUCUUGUGUCACUUGAGAAUCCAGACACAUACAGAGAGGAAGUGAUGCACAUACGGGCGUGCGCACACACAUAUCAACAAACACACAGCCGUGCGUGUGCUUGUGUGUCAGCACCCCAGCAUCUGCGUACGUGUGCAUGAGUACGUUUUGUUUAAAUUUGUGUCGAGCUGACAUAAGCAGAGCUGUAGACAUAUAUCAGGCCUGACAUUUAGCGCUUAGCUCUGCCACUAAGCUUAUUAGCCAAACACCAAAUAUCAGCACAAUCUUUCUUCCCCCCCAAGACCCUCUUUUUUUUUUUUUUUUUUUACCCAUCACCCCCUCCCUUUCCCCUCUACAGCUCCUACCUCUCUUCUUCUUCCUCUUCUUUCUUUCUUUCUAGAGCUCUUGUGGCUUUUCCUCUCUCCUUUCCUUUUUUCUUCUCCGUCUAUUUCCUUUCAUUUUAAACCUGCUAAUGUUGACUUUGCUCACGAGUGGAUCUCGCCUCACUUUUUUUUUUUUUCAUUUCACUCCUUCUUUCUCCGGAGUCAUGCUGAUUGCCACCGAAGGCUUUGGCAGCUCAUCAGCACAUACAGACUCUCUCUCUCUCUCUCUCUCUCUCUCUCUCUCUCUCUCUCUCUCUCUCUCUCUCUCUCACACACACAAUAAGCUGCAAUCCAAACAGAAGGAGAAAUUACAAAGUGAGAGUAAAGCACUGAAAGACGAACGGAAUGGAAAGGGCCAGAAGAUGUUGACUGGAGCAGGCUGAAUAAAUUGAAUCGCAAUCAUUUGCCGUGUUGAUGUUCAGCUUUCAAUUAUCCACUGAUCAGAAAGAAACAAAGAUGAAGUGAGAGAGAGGGGGGAAAGGCAGAAAGGGAGAGAGUACCAUGAUGAUGGUGGUGGUGAAGGAGAGGGGAAGAGCAGUGGUGGUUGGGGAGGGAGGGGGGGUCCUUUUAGUAGCAAUAACAGUUCAAUCAAGGAGAAAUGUAUGUGGAACUAAGUGGUCUGUAAUGGGAAAUGGGCGGCUUCAGGCGGGGGAGAGUGGCAGAGAGACACAGACAGGGAGUGAGAGAGUGGUAGGCAAGAGGCAAAAGGGUACACCGAUACAGAUAGAGCAAAGGCCACUGAAACAAGUAAUAUCUCAAAAUUGCAAUCAUGUCAGGGAGGAUUGGACCAUGUCACAAACUCAAAUACAAGACCAGUGGGUCCUUUUAAUCCUUCAAGACAUGGUAUUUGUGCGGUUUCUGUGCACGCGUGUUCAUGUGCACCCAAAUUUUGGAGAGCAUCACUCCACAAGCUUCAUCAGAGCAUCUAGGUCAGCGUGACAAGGAAAAAAAGGGACCUUUUGGAGUACAUGAAAGAGCGAGAGCAAGACAUUAAAAGGAUGAGAAAAGACAGGGGAAAUGAAGCUAUGAGGAGAGAAGACAAGGGACAAAGAUUAAAACAGGCUGUGGAGUUGGAGGGGGUUUAUUUCUCUUGUUUUUUUUUUUAUAACACUUCUCUCCCCGCCAAGCUCCGAGUAUAAUUUGAGCCCAAUUCUGGUGUUAAAUUAUUAGUACAGUAUUCUUUAUUAAGGACGCAUAGGGGGACUCAAAGCAAUCCAAUAUUCAGGAAAUGAGUCGUGGCACCACAUGCAAAGAAAAGGUUUAUGCAGCUCAGUUAAUUGAAUUCUUAGCCACGGUGAGUUCCUCCACCAAAAGGGUCUAGAAUCCCUCUGCGUCUGAGAUUAACACUCUCUCAAGUACAGUUUUUUUUUUUUUUUUUGUUUUGUUUUUAAUUCAGACUCACCUACCAAGGUUACACUCAUCAUCGUUCCCUUUGUUAUUCCUUUCUCUGUACUUUUUUUCCCCCCUCUCUUUUUCUGCAGUCUUCCAAUUACAAAUACAAAUCACCCUCUCUACCCCCCUUUGUUUAAUUUGGCAGCGAGUGUCUAAGCUCUGCAAUGAAUGUUCCAUGUUCAAUAACACUCGGAUUCUCCUUCUCAUUCACUCCUUCUCUUCAUACACACACACACACACACACACACACACACACACACACACACACACACACACACACAUGCACAUGCAUAUAUAUACAGUAUAAUACCCUGUAACCCCUCAUAGCCUGAGUCACACAUCAUAAGUCAUUGAGAGGCUUGGAGGAUGAAACAACAUUAAAGGGAUAUUCCACUAUAAAAUUAAUUUAGGGUCAAACACACCAUAACACCGAGUUAGACACCGCCUCAAGAAAUGAAUGUUGCUGACCGCUUGCUUCUCUAGUGAUACCAACGUUAGUAAUAGCCGCACGAUAGCAAUACACAGCUGUCUCAGGAACCAUGCACAAACCUCAACUAAAACGCCACUCUAGCCACAAAUAAUGCUCAGAACAGCACCUAACUUCAUCAACAGUACAUAUAGGGUCCCAGCCAUAGUACUAGCCACCAAACAUCUUUUUAACUUUGCCUGAUUUCUUUAGCAAAGAGACUUAAAACAACUCACCCACUCUCUUCCAGCAGCCGCUUUCUUGUAGCGAGACCUCAAGUGAGUCCAUUACAGACUGCUGUGGGGUGACGCAGCUCAAGGAAGAACAUUUAUGAUCAUUUCUUCCUGGAAAUGCAAUCAGACCGAGAAGCUGAGGCAGAAGAACUACCGCGUCUGCAGUGCGAAAUGAUUAAUAUGGUGAUUAUUACUUCAAGGAAAUGAUAAAGUAAUUAUCAUAAAUGUUCUUCCUUGAGCUGCGUCACCCCGCAGCAGUCCGUAGUGGACUGGCCUGAGGUCUCGUUACAAACAAGUGGCUGCUGGAAGAGAGUAGGUGAGUUGUGUUUAGUCUCUUUGCUAAAGAAAUUAGGCAAAGCUAAAAAGAUGUUUGGUGGCUGGUACUAUGUCUGUGACCCUAUAUGUACUGUUGAUGAAGUUAGGUGCUGUUCUGAGCAUUAUUUGUGGCUAUAGAGUGGCGUUUUGGUUGAGGUGUUUGUGUGUGUGUGGCUCCUCAGACCGCUGUGUAUUGCUAUCGUGCGGCUAUUACUAAAGUUGGUAUAACCAGAGAAGCAAGCGAUGGGUAACAUUCAUCUCUUGAGGGGGGGCCUAACUUGGUGUUACCGUGUGUUUGACCCUAAAUUAUCUAACUUACCUAUCCAUUUCAAGGGGUAGGUAAGUUAGUAGCAUCCUAUCUGCUUGGGUUAGAUUUGUUUACAUUUAAAGUGUAUGAGUCCAACACCUGUAUAUUUCAUAAUAUGCCUAUCCUGCUCCUUUUUGCCUUGCCUUAACUGCUGCAGCAAGCUUUGGGAAACAUCCCCUCUCACUCUCAAAUGUGAAAAGAUGUUUCCAGUGAGACACUGUCGAAUGUAAUUUUACACAUUGCCUAAGAGUAAGCUCUGCAUUCAUGCUUCAAAGAGGGAUGUUUGGGGUUUUUUGACAUUACAAUUUAGAGCUGAAGAGGAGUGAGCGAACAUUUCUUCCUGGCUCUCAUAGCUGUUGUUCCUGUUUGAGCGCUCGGUGAAGCCUUGACAGCGGUUCCACAUUGCUGCUCUAACAUCAGCCAGAUUGAUAUGAAGCAGGCGAGGCUGGAGGGCACACUGCUGGUUUGCUUAGAGUGAGCGCAAGAUAAGAAGGCGGUGGCAGAUGCACACAAUUGCACUGGCAUAAACAAUUACGCACACACACGCACUUAAAAAAUGACUCUGACAUGCAUACCCUUGCUGCUCUCUCUUCUUUCUCUGUUGCGUUCUUUGUCACCAAGACACACACAAGGAGCCACACACAUCUGUCUUCUUCCUCCUUCACCCUCCCACAGUGUCUCUCACACACACACACAUUCCUCACAUCAGUAUUCUGAACAGCUUUCCAGGUCGACCGGACACUGAUCCAUCAAACCCCGACACUGUGUCGCUUUGUAUCUACGGGAACCUUCAGCAUUACAGCGGAGCAGCGACAGCCCUCUGUCACCAAGAAAUUCACUGUGCAUGUAUGUGUGUGUGUGUGUGUGUUUGUCUGUGUAUUUGUGUGUUUGCUUUCAUAAGCCAAAAACACUGAAACACAAUAAUCAGCCAUGCACACACAGACACACACAUGGACCAACCACCAAAUAAUUCAUAUCUUAAUGGGUGAUGUUACCGUUCCUUCCAGACUCUUCAUGUUCCCAAGCUUCUCCUCAAAAUCACAAAAGAUGAAUGUGUGUGUAUAUGGGCAUGUGUAUGUGUAUAUGUGUGUGUGUGUGUGUGUGUAGCAGCUAUCUAAGCUUGUCUCUUUGAUCAGCCUAUAAAAGCAUUGAGGCGUGGACAGAUAGCCCAGACCAACACACUAUCGCUCCUUCACUUCCCCCCUGAGUCUCUCCUUCUCCCUCACACACAUUAACCGUCAUGAACACACUCCCGACACACUUCCAAACACCCUCCCUUGUGUGUAGCUGCAUCUCCCCAUCACCCAGUGGCUAUGUGUGAGGAGAAUUGAGCUGCUUCCAUAGCUUCUUUAUCUAUCAGGAGUACUGAAUAUGUCCGCUCCAGUUUAUCUGCCCUCCUCUCUCUCUGUACUUGAAACUGUAUUGCACUGAAAGUUAAUGCAUAUUCUUACAUAACUAAAGUGAGGCCGUCACUUUGCAAAGCAAUAGCAAAUAUUGAUGCUUGGACGGCGGCUCUGUUAGUGACUUCAAAACUGUCACACACUGAGAAAUAAUCUGUUUGCUUUUUUCCACUGCAGCCACAGCAGCAGUAAUUAGAUUUACUGCACUGCUUCACUUUUUCACACACAUUGGAAGUUUGGAAAUGAGAUUUGACUUUAUCUCAGUUUUAAGCAAAACAAUGAGUUUAUUUCUCCUCUGUCUCUGUUUCUCCACUCUAGAUCAGUAUAUUCAUGACACACCUAUCAAACUACGGGAAUGAUCGACUGGGUCUGUACACGUUUGUCAACCUGGCGUCCUUUCUCCGCUCAUGGACGAACGUGAGACUCCACACCCUCCCACCCCUGCAGCUUGCACACAAGUACUUCCAGCUCUUUCCAGAACAAAGGAACCCACUCUGGCAGGUGUGUAUGCACAGGCUUUUGCCCACAUGCGCUGGCUUGUGCUUUCUUGCUCUUUACAUUUCUAACUGCAGUUCUGCUAAUAAGGAUAGUCGUGUUGUGUUGGUUCAAAAGUACUCAGAAGCGAAACAGAUUGGAGGAGCUAAGUGGGUCUUUCUGUUUUACCGUGCAAUUACUCAACUUGAGUGUUUAUUUCUUUUUUGUACGGUGCUGACUUUUGCAUUUUGUUGCAGGAAAUGACCACACUUGGACAGCAGAAUGUAUUUGUAUCUUUAUGUUUUAGCUAACAAGGUUUGCGACUCAUCAAUUACACGAGCCAAGCUGCAAAAGGAUCCUGCUUUAUCGUACAUUUUUCUCUAAAUGAGACCGUUGUUUCUGCCCAUGUGGUCUACUAAAGGUGAUCGGUUUUGUCUUGUGCCACUAGUUCUAUCAUGUACACACAAGAAAGUCACCUAGUGCAUGAGAAUGAGUAAUAAUGUGUUAGUGGGGCUGUUGUCUGUGCUGUACCUUUGACUACAACAACCAUUUAUUGCGACAGAUGCUGCCCCUUAGACAUCUUUGUUGCAACAUCAAGCUAAAACAAUGUUUGAAGUGGAUAAAGUAGUCUUUGUACUAACUGUGAAAAAAAUUUCCUUCAUUACUAAUAUAAAUGAUGAAGCUGGGAUAAUAAAAUUCAUCGCACAAGAUAAAUUAAUCACCUUUAUGCGGCUUCAGGGGUUUUGUUUCACACUGUGCCGUAUCAAACUACACUUUUAAAGAAGAAGCAGUCAUUUUCUGAACUAGCUCUCCACAAUAUAGUGCUCCUAUUCAGCUUUACUUUUAAAACCAAGAGGCUGAGUCUACCCUUUACAUUCAGCCUGUGGUAUACACUUUUAAUUGUUGCGGUGUUUUUAAUGGAGAUCGAUGAAUUUUUGUGCAAGGUCUAGCAAUUGAUUUAGAAAUCUGUCCAUGUUUUUUUGUUCUCUGUUGUCAAAGUUUUUAGUAUUUAUCAAAAAUAUGUUGCAGCCUUGUUCCGGUUGUACUUCCAUGGGAGACUGCAACAGUCUUAUACAUGAUAUAUUCACAAUAGCUUCAUUUAAUCAUUCUUUGUGACAAAUCCCGCUGGAUGUAUGGGCAUGCCUAGGCCUGGAUACAUGAUCUGCGCAUAAUUACUCGAACAGACUAAUCCUAUAUUUUUCUCUGCCUCCGCAGAACCCAUGUGAUGACAAACGACACAAAGACAUCUGGUCUAAAGAGAAAACAUGCGACAGGUUACCAAAGUUCAUGGUCAUAGGCCCACAGAAAACAGGUAAGCUGCAAAAUCAAACACAUUCAGACAUGCACAUGUAACAAAGGCACACCCUAUGUGUGCCCAGGUGUCUGGAUCCACAGCAUCAGAGCCCAUUCAUUUAAUCCCCUUUGCUCCUUUGGUCCUGUCAGAGAGAGACAAAGCAGGAGGCUCUUACCUCCUUUCUUCCACCCACAUAUAUCUGCUUUAGAUGCAUAGAGAUACAGUACUGAGCCACCAGCCUUUCCCUUUCCCCUUUACUUUGUCUUUGUCCAAAAAGAAGACGAGAUCAUUAAGAAUCUAUAUAAAUGUUACCUGACUCCACACUGUUGCCUCCAUGUGAUUUCCGUUUUUCUAAUUGCUGACAUGAGGUGUGUGAAAUAAAGAGGUCCUUUAACGCCGCUCAAUUACCAGGUGCUAAUUUCUGAAAUAGGCGGGGGGAUCACUGUGGCAGCAAUUACAGUACCAACAACGGUCACAUUACAAUUAAAUCAAAUUGUAUACCGUAUGUGCACAGCAUGUUAAAAGAUAAAUAGUAAACGUAGAGAGCGCGGGGUUGUAACAUGAUGUGUGGGAGUCAGUAUGUGAGGGACGGGGCAAGAAAGAGCUGCUGAGGGUGAGACAGAGGGCAUGACCAAAGCUCCUUUGCUGAUUGGUGUCAAAUGGUCUUGAAUCACUUGAUGGCGAGGCCUGUGAUCUUUGCAGACACGCACACACAUACACACACUCACUCAUAGUGUGUACUCAGCAAGAUAUAAAUCUCAUGGAGGGAAAAAUCAUCCAGUAUGGAUCACUGGAUGACAGCUCUAGCACAUACUGAUCAAGCACACACACACACAGACACACACACACACAUGCGGACUACUCUCUGUUGAGCUGAAUUAAUGAGCCGGUUAUGAAUUAUGCCCUUUCUUCCAGGAACGACAGCACUUUAUCUCUUCCUGCUCAUGCAUCCCUCCAUCUCCAGUAACUUCCCCAGUCCUAAGACGUAUGAAGAGGUCCAGUUCUUCAACACCAACAACUACCACAAAGGAAUUGACUGGUGAGAGCACACACAAACACAACGUACACUUACACCUUUCUUUAAUUUCAUCUUCGUGCCUUUGAGCAUAAACCUAAGGUGAAAAGAAAGAUUGAAAAACAACCUCAUUUUAUGGAAAAGAGGUUGUAAUCGACUGAAAUGUCUUUGUGCACUUCAAGGAUACAGUUUAAAGCAGUUCAACAAUAUCUUCAAAAUGAUCUUUUAUGGGUGCAAACAUGAGCCAACAGACAUAUGGCUGCCUAAAUUGACCCAUAAUGGGUUACUCUGAUGACAGAAACACAGCUGGUGCAUUCACUGAAGUCAUCCGGAAAAGACUUAUCUCUGAAAAUUUGUUAUAAAACACUGUUGAAAUUGUGUUGUCACAUUUGGACACAUUGCCUUUGCUCUGAUUACAAUAAUAACUUGUGACUUUGUAGCUUGUGCCUGACUUUGAAUAAAAUAGCAGAAACUUUGGUUGGUGGUUAUACUUUCAUACAAACAGCGUUCUCCUCUUGGUUUUCUGUGUGUCGCAGGUACAUGGAGUUUUUCCCUGUGCCUUCUAAUGUUAGCACAGACUUCCUGUUUGAGAAGAGUGCUAACUACUUCCCUUCAGAGGACUCCCCACGGCGAGCUGCUGCCCUGCUGCCAAAGGCCAAGAUCAUUACCCUGCUCAUCAACCCCUCUGACAGGGCCUACAGCUGGUAUCAGGUGCUUACACAAACACACAAUAUAUAUUAGAUGCGCAUGACUGAACAUGAGUUAUUUUUAAGUCUCUAUAGCUGCCUGCUCAGUCAUUACAUGCCUCGUGUUUGUGCAAAAGACAAGCUCUUUAUCCAAGAGUGUCUUUGGAUUCUGAUUUCACUAUGCUGUUGAUUUAACAAGUCGUUUAUAUUUUAUGCCAUGAUGUUGAAAUGCAUCAAGAUCCUAAAUAAUUUGCUUUACUUUCUUUCAUUAAUAAUAACUUUAUUUAUAUAGCACUUUUCAAAACAGAGUUACCAAGUGCUUCACAACAUAAAAAAACAGAGUAGAGGUAGAGGUAUGACAUACAGCAGCAGACUUUAAAACAAUUUCCAAAACAAUUAGUAAUAAUAAAAAAGAAUAUUUUGGAAAUUAGGGAAAAAGUGAAUGUUAAAAGAUUUUAAAAUGAGUUAAAAUAAUAAUAAUAAUAAUAAUUGUAAAAAUAAUAAUAAAAAUGAAAGAAUAUAUUAAAACAAUAAUAAUAAUAAUAAGAAGAAGAAAAUAAAAUCUGGUUAAAAGUUAAGAACUAGUUAAGAACUAACUUAAAACUCAUAUCCAGUAAAAGCAAAUUUAUAGAAAUGAGUUUUUAAAGAAGUUUUAAAGAGGAUAAAAGGAUUGCCAGUCUGAUCUCCUCAGGCAGUUUGUUCCAGAAAGCAGGAGCCCUGACAGAAAAAGCCCUUGGUCCUCAGCCUGGACUGAGAAAUAGUCAGCAGACACAUAGCUGAGGACCUCAGGGUACAGCCAGGCUGGUAAAGUGUGAGGAGAUCAGCGAUGUUCCUAGGGGCAAGUCCAGACAAUGCCUUCAAAGUUAUUAUUAAGAUCUGAACUGUGAGCCAGUGGAGGAGGUCUAUAAUAGAGUUAAUAUGCUCUCUCUUUUUUGUGUUUUGGUGAAGAGUCUGGCUGAUGCAUUCUGGACUAGCUGUAGUUUAUUUAGGCACUGCUGUGAUAGACAGAAAUAUAGGGAAUUACAGUAGUCCAGGCGGAGGGAGAUGAAGGCAUGUAUGACUGUUUCAGUGUGUUUUCUGAGAAGCUAGUGACUGAUUUUGAGAGUCCUCUAAGCUAAUGAAAACAUAAUUGAACCGAUGAAUUGACGUGCUUCUCCAGAUUGAGGUUGUUAUCAAAAAUGACUCCAAGAUUGUUGCAUCUGUUAGAAAUAUUUGCUAAGAGAGGCUCUAGAUGUUUAGUGAUGUGGGUGUGUGCAGUUUCUGGGCCAAGAAUGAUUACCUCUGCUGCAGGACGUUGUGGGUCAUCCAGUGUUUAAGGUUAUUAUGGCUAAAAGAGAAGUAAAGCUGGGUGUCACAAGCAUAACAGUGAAAAUCUAUGCCAUGUCUACAACUCACAUGUCAAAGGAGCAACUGAUAAAUUCAAAACAGUAGUGGUCCCAAAACUGACCUCUGAGGCACCCCACAUACAAAUUAGCUCUGGGUGACUGUGAGUUAUGAUGGCAAGACGAAAAGACCUCUCAGUCAGAUAAGAUAAAAUAUAAAAUAAUAAGACAUGACUGUCAACAAUAUGUCAACUAGACUGUUAUCUCACUGUCUAUAAAGUUGACACUGAUGGUGAGCUCUCUGUCUGCUAACCUUCUCAGCAUCAAAGAGCUCAUGAGGACCACGCAGCCCUGCAGUUCACCUUCUAUGAUGUCAUCAGUGCGAGACCAGGAGCGCCAGCUGAGCUCCGGUCCCUCCAGAACCGCUGUCUUAUCCCGGGUCUUUACUCCACACAUCUGGAGAGGUGGCUCACGUUUUACCCUGCUAACCAGGUUUGUAGAGUAAAAUAUUGGAAUAUAAGCAUGAUAAUCAUUUAUGAUGAAGUGCUUUCUAGAAAGAAGUUUCAGACAAAGGGCUGGUGAUGUGGAUAAAUCAUAAAUUUGAAUAUUUCUAGAAAUGAAUACUGAUAUGUUUGGUGUAAUAGUACAUUUAUGAAGUAAUAUGUUGCCUCGGUCUUGUCACCCCCUUCCCGAAUUGGACUGAUUGUGUUUAUUUUUAUUUACCACAAAUAUCACAAUAAUAGUGUUAUCAUAAUAUCCAAUAAUUGUGAGGUGAAUAUCUGAUAUCGUGACAGUCCUAGUUUUAAGUUGAAAUUACAUAUUUGAGGUACCAAAAAGACACUAUUAGCCCUUUAAUGCCUUUUGUAUCAUAUUUCAUACAUACUUUUAUGAUACUUCUUUCAAAUCAAUGUGAUCAACCCCACCUGAAUACUGUCCGAUAAAUUAUAAAAAUAUCCUCUUGUGGUUUAUGAGUUUCCAAAAACAUCUAAUGUAUGAAACGAGAUAAAUAUAUGUAUUUGUUCAAUUUUAAGGACAUUUUGAAAUUUUUGGUUUUCAGUAGUAAUUGUGAAAUAAACAUUUCAGCCCUAAGAAAUUUGAAUUUUCUGGCCAUAUUUGUGGUUUCAGGCAAUAAGGGGUUAAACUAUAUCUAACAUUAGCAUUAAAUCACUUCUGACCGAACUGCAGUGUUAUAAAGUGACACAAAGUAUAAAAAGGGCAUAUAUUUUUAGAUAUCUAUUAUUUAAGCUUACCAGUGCUAAUGUUAACUAGCAAAUGUCAGCUAAGAUUUUUUUUUUAUUGAGAAAGGAUAUCUUUGAAGUUUGGUUGAUGUAGCUUACAACAUAAAUAAGUGGCAAUGACUCGAUGCUGAUUUCUCUUGGGAUAUUCACGACCAGUAGCCUCAACAGUUUCUUAUCAGGCCAGGAGUUGUGAAAUGAUAAAGAUUUGUCAGAUUCCUAGACUUGAGAAUUUGAUAUAGCAGUACCACAAGAUACCAGUAUUUGAUCUUCAGUUAUCAGAGGACGGUUGGUUAGAUAUUUUUGUGUUAACCUGCAUAAUGGUAUAAAUAUAUCUGUGUGAAGGUGAUGAUCAUAGACGGUCACCAGCUAAGGACGGACCCUGCUGCAGUGAUGGAUGAAGUCCAGAAGUUCCUGGGAGUCACUCCUCACUUUAACUACUCCCAGGCCCUGACGUAAGUCUUUCCAGCUCUCUCUCUCUCUCUCUCUCUCUCUCUUCACUUCCUUAAAUCCCUGGGGUCCAAUAGGGUAAGGGCACCUUUCACCUGGCAUGUGCUGAGAUAAGAACAGUGCACAGAUUCAAGCUGUAAAAGGACUUCAGGCUCAAAUUUAUGUGAAGCCUGACAUCUACUGGUGAACAGCUGGGACCUAAUGUUAUCAUAUCCUCUUUGUCUUUGGUGCCAGGUGGUGUCAUCCUCUGAAACGCACAUCAGACUGUGACAUCACCUGGCACCAAUGAUCACCCAAAAGCAGAUGGUCACUUCACUACUCUCUUUGAACCAUCCUUUCUUACACUCGUACUCUGUGAUCACUACAGAGGGAGCAAAGACAAAAGUGUAUGACGAACAAGACACAGUAAGACAAAAAAGGAGACGAAAAGAAUGGUAACUCUAUGAAUGUAGUUGGGGUUUUACUUCAGAUAUGACAUUUUGAAGCUUAAAAAAGCAGACAUUUUUGAAUAAAGUGGCAAAGUAAAGGAACAAGAAACAAAGCUACAAGCAACAAAGCAACAAAGCUACAAUAUUAGUGAGAAAUGACUUAAUAUCCCUCAUAUUAAUGGUUGUUGGUGAUAACAACAUUAUAGCCAACAGUCAGACUAACGGCAUUACUUCCAAGUAUUCAUUAAUUAAAAAUUGACCUUGCUGCGACUGUAUAGACAAUAAAAGUUUGUUUUUGCAUUAACAAUAUCAUCUUUGAUUUUGCCCAAAAUACACUGAGUGUGGAGGUGUGAGCCCACUGAACUGCUGGCCUGGGAUCAGAUCUUUACAGAGCCUUCCCUGUCCCACUUACAAUGCCCGUCUGUCUGUGUUACAGCUGUCUGAAUAAAUAAAAUCACGUAAAGGUUAGUUCACUGCACAUUGUCUGUGUAGAAGAACUGAAAGAUGCCAUUACCAGGUGCAGCACCAAAUAAUUGAUGUGGUUUAUAUGAGUUAAGCAUUAUUUACUUUCUUGUUAGUUCAUAAAAAAGUUAUGAGUCCAGUACAUUUUAGGUAUUUCUCAAAAACGUUACAAUCCUAUUUCUUAAAAAAGUAUAUAUGAUACAUUUUGGGAACAAUGCAUGCUGAUACGAAUAAGUAAAAUAUACUUGGAGGAAAGUCUGGGAGCAUUAAUAAUACUCAGGAUAAUUAGCUUCCCUCUAUUUCAGCUCAUUCUCUCUUAGAUAUUUUGUAUGUGAGUUUUAUUUUUCAAGCACCACUCAUCAAAAUGCAAUCUGCUUGCAGGCUCUCAAAUCUCCAGACAGGGACAUCGAGAACUUAUAGCUCCGAUUGGGACACAGAGUGCCUCUGUCUUGAAUCACAAGCCCCCGUGCAUACAAAUAAUUCGUAAAGAGAUGCUUUUGACAGAAUAAUAAGGGAGAAGUGUGUGUGUGUGUUUGUGUGUGCGUGGGUAUGUGUGUGAGUGUGUUUUGGGUGAAGACAGAGUCACACAAAAGCCUAAUCUUUCUUUUCUUCCUCUCAUUCUUUUGACAUGGCAGCCGUCUGACAGAUCCUCAACACUGGAGCCUAUUUAUUUAAUCCCCUUCUCCUUUCUCCCCUCCUGUCCUUUUGGGAGAAAAGUGAAGGAGAACCACUUAACUGAUAUUUCUCUUUUAUUCACACACACUGAUGCAGAUAAAUAACUGUAUUUGUAUCCUUCAGUUACAUCUAUAUCAGAGCCUAUACAAAACUGCUGGAUAGAUGACAGCAGUGUACCACACAACAUCUUUUUAUGCUUAUUUAGCUGUGGAAAUUUACUGUAUAACUGCAUGUAUUGAAAAUUACAGAAAAUACAUUAUUUAUUAUAAACAUAUGGGCAAUUAAACACUGCAUGUGCAGUCAUGUUAUUACAUUUACAUAUAUAGAAAUAGAUACAAUUUAUGUGCCUGCAAGGAUUUACAUACAUACAAAAUAUAUACAAACGCUCAUUUAUUUACCACCAUGCUUACCCCUCACAGGCUGUCAUAGAUUCUGCUUCAGGGUGCAAAAGUCGUCUAACCGAGUGCACAAGAGAGAAAAAUGUGGGGAAGAGAACAUGAGGGGUGACAUGCAGCAAAGGGUCAUGACCACUCGUUGAACCUGUAACCGCUACAAUGGGGACUUGAGCCUUUGUAGAGGCUGCAAAUUUGAUGACAUAUCUCUGCCUUUUGUGGGUUUCAUUUUUUUUUUUUGCACUUAGUCGUGAAUAUAACCUUUUCUCAGGGGAUGGAAGUACACCCCUUAGUGAUAAAAGAUGGUCAGCUAUGCCAUUCCUGUAGUCUCUUUGUUAUGGACAAAUGUUUUAACUGGCUUCCACUUUUGUUUUGUCGAAGGGAAUUUUAGAUUCCAGGAUAGCCCUCUUUGUUGCAUGUUCUCUUUAGUGGAUGGAGGCUUUUCAUCCGAAAAAAAAAAGACGCAACGAAAGAAAGAAGAGACGCUAUAUUAGAUUCUGUUUUUCAAAUCCAUUGUCACACUUGCAUGACACUAGACGGCCUUAAAUCAGCACAAAAUAACAUAGCCACUUAACUAGUAAAAACAUCAUUUUUACAAUACUGUGUGUCUGAAGUGAGUACAGGAGAAUAAGCAAGGGAAUGACAAAGAGAGAGAUAAAGAGGCAGAAAGAGCAACCGAGGAGGAACGUGCAGAGGCAGAGCGAUAGAGGCGGAAAGAGAUGAGAGGAGACAGUGUGUCGGUUGCAGAGACACCGAUAGCAACAGAGUAGGAGAUAGACAGAGAGUGUGCUGAAUGCAUACUGACAGUUAUGUGAGUGUGAGUGAGUGUAAGAUAGCCUCACUAUUUCAGCUGUGAUUCCUUCAAAGAAGAAGAAACACUGCUUUAUACCGAGCUAACCUCUCAUUUUGAAAUGUUCUCUGUUUCUCUCUCUCUCCGCAGGUUUGACCCUCAGAAAGGCUUCUGGUGCCAGCUUCUUGAGGGAGGGAAGACCAAAUGUUUGGGGAAAAGCAAAGGGAGGAAGUACCCUCCUAUGGAGCCAGAGGUAAGCUUCCAUGUUUCAAUUAAAACAGAUUUCAGCUCACUCAGAGUGAAAAUGAUGUAUGCAAGUUGGAGAAAAAGACAAAUAAUGAGGAGAAAGCAGCAGUCUGACUGACAGUGACAGCCCACAGUACCUUCCAUUGCUGUGGCAAAAUUUCCCACAGGACUCAGCAUUGGGUUGGAAACUGUCAGCCAAUCAGAUUCAGCCAGAAAGUUACAACCUAAUUAUGAGGACUCAAUAGUGACACAACACCCGCGAGAGAGAAAGACGAUGGGGGCUGUUAGGAUGGAGGGAGAAAAUCUAAUCCAUAAAUCUUUGUCCUGGCCACUGAUUCCACAGAGGAGAGCACAGACUGGGGAGACAAUGAAUCACACAUGUGCUCUUACAUGAAGACAAACACACAUGGAGAGACUUUGCCUCCCCAUAUGGCUAAUGGCUGUGCCGGGAUGUCACCUGUAAUUAAACUGUAUUUGAGUUUCUGCCAUGGGGACAGAGGGAGAGCGGGAGGACAGUGGAGGAGGAGAGGAACUCCAGGGAAAGGAGAUAGGGACGGCGGGGAUGAGGGAUGCACACAGGAGGGAGAGAUAAUGGAUCUCAUGCAUCCUUCAUGUAAUUUUCCUCCAUUUCUCUGACCUCUUCUCUCGGAGCUCUGUUCUUACAACCCUGCACUUAGGGCCCAUAAAGUCCCAUUGUGGAGAAUAAAAUAAUCUAUAGAUGAUGGCACAUCAUUAAUCUCUCCCAUUUUUCUUUUUUUUCCCCCCUACUCCCAUACUGUCCUGCUUAUUUCCUCCUCUAAAUAUACAACCUUCUUCCUUCCUCCUCUACUGCAUCCCUCUAUCCUUGAUUUUAUUUCUCCUGUACCCUCUGUCUGCCACAUCUCCUAACUCACCAACUUUCCUUAAUUGUCAUUUUGAAUUGUCUGAACCCGCCUCCCCCCUUUUCUCUCUUCAAGGCACAUGCAUAUCUCUCCAGGUACUACAGGGAACACAACGUGGAGCUGUCAAAACUGCUGCAUCGCCUCGGACAGCCCCUUCCCUCCUGGCUUAGAGAGGAGCUUCAGAAGGUCAGCAGCAUUAAACUCUGGGAUAUUUAUUUCACACACUUCCAAGUCUGAGAGUUAAACAAAUUGAUAUCAGUGGACAGAAAAAGACUAUUUCCCUCUUUAUGUGAAAUGUUGGUAGAGUGCUUCUUUACAACCAAACCACACAGGACUAGCUCAUAAAAAUCAAAGACUGAUAAAAAGAAUUGAAGUUAACCCAGUGAGACUCAACUCUCAAACACUCAGAAAUAUGUUGACAGGGUCGGCCCAUUCCUUCUUUUCCUCUCAGAUCAACUCAGAACCAAUUAGAACAGGUAAAACAAGAACUGUCUGACCUGGAAAGUUUGCCUCCAUGACCCCGGGUUAAUUUGAAUCCAUAUAGCAAAGUUACAGAGUUAAAGUAAGCAGUGAGAAAAAGACAUCAUAAUCUUAUUUAACUUUUGCAAAAGCCGUGUCUUUUCUCUGCCAUAGAUCAAUCUAAGAGGUACUGAAGAGUGAGUGAGUGGUUUUCACCUGACAGGGUGUGCAGGAUCCCGAAAUAAAGCUUACAUUUUCAUUAGCAUUAGCAUUAGCAUUUAGUUGUACACAUAUUCUUGUAAUUUUAGAUUUUAUACAGCUUGAGUUUUAGCAAUUUUUUCUCAGAAUGAAAAGUUAUUUCAACUGUUAAGAUGCUUAAAAGCAAAUAUUUUUGAAGGGGUGAACAAAGUGAAGUCUUUAAUGAUUCAAAAAAAUGAAAUAUGUCACAUGUUACAGGUUUUGCAAAUGUACUCCCUGUAAAGAAAGACAAGAUGGUGUGGUAGUAGAUUCCUCUCUAACAGUUUUUAAUGCGACUUGGAUGAGACGAGCCCCACAGCUGUACUGACUCCAGUACUCACAGGUCUGAUCGUAGGUUCCAUAGAGCUCACAACUCAAAAACUGUACAAAAACAAUCAAAAAGCUCCUGUUUCAUGGUCAAAAUUUUUUUUUGUGCUUCUCGUCUCAACCUGAAUAAAACAAAAAAUGACCUGCGCACCUGUGCCGACUGACCUUAAAAAUUGCGACUCCACCAAACAUCCUCUAGGCAGGUGUAUUUGAAUCUACUAAUCAUUGCAAACAACCAAUUUAAUUACUUUUCAAUCAUAUAUCUUUGGUCUUUACUACUAAUAUAAACUGAGACUUUCAUUUCUUUGCUUAAAAAUACGAUUUUGACAUAAACUAAAAAACGGUUUCAACAUUUAACUUUGUGCAACAACUGAAUUUGGUCUAAAGCUAAAUCAUUAGCUGGUUCUAAACUUAAUUAUACACCUCUGUUUGUAAAAUUGGAGAAAGAUAGGAUCAGCAGUGCUUCAAUAUGGACAUAUCACCUGUCCACAGGCAUUACCCUCUGAUUCAGAUACUGCUCACUUCUUAACAGACAUGUAUCAUCAUCAUGUCCAAAACAGAGUCUGGUGAACAAAAAGAGUAAGAACAAGUACAAUCCAGAACCUAAAUCUGUACUGAUACUGGCGGAAAAAGUAUCAAUGUUGACCCUUAUAGACCACUGUGGUUUUGAGGUCACAAAGCUUUGGGACAAACUACACAAAAUGAGCGACAAAAAUGAAGUGUCAUAGGAACUUUAAAGGGGUAAAUUACUGCUUAAAGUGCUGCUUCUUACAGUCAUUUCACUCUGAUCUUCAUUGAGACCUUUUUAUUUCACAGAGCUUCACAGUUUGCCUUUUCGUCUGAGCGUUUGUUUGUGCUACUCACUUUGUAUGCACUAGAGGGAGCCACUUUACAAGUCUAAUCUGUUUUUUCAGCCCGUACACAGCCAUCACAGUCCUUUUUUUUCUUUUUUCUUACCUGACAUGUGAAUCAAUAACUAAACAGAAUGAAUUAAAUUACUUUCUCCUCCCCGCCUCCCCUCCUUGUGUUUCUCCAUCCCAUCCCUCUCUUGACCCCUUUCUGAAGGUUAGAUAACCUUUGCGUCCAUGAACAGGGGUUAAAGGUCAAGUGGUUCACGACCAGGAAGAAACCCGGAGCAGCACCUGAGCUUCAGAUGCACAUGUCUGCGGCCUUUUAGUGAACCCUGAGGUGACGGCAAGGACAGGGUGCUUUGCCUUACGUAGGAGCUGUGACCCCGCUGGAGAAAGCAGAAGUCGGGAGAGCGCAAAGACACUUUGAUGGGCUGAAACUGAACUACUGAACCAAUAAACAGACAGACAGCUGAAGGAAGUCAAAGGUUCUGGCUACAUACACAACUUAGAGGACAUCAGGACUUGAAAAGAAGAACCUGAUGAAGAGAACUAUGGUAGAAAAGACGCAUCUUUGCAAUUCUUUGAUACCCAUACCCUCUCCUAGGCUGUGGUUAACCCCUCUCUGCAGACCUGCAGAAACUCUGAUGGUUCUUUCUAUGUGGAUUUUUUUUAUUUUCACCUUUGAUUUUCAAUGCCAGAGCAGCGCUGGUCAGCUGUGCGUGGUUUCCAUAGAGAUGACUUUGCACUAAGUUCCAUUCCAUGUAUUUCCAAGACAAAAAGGGAAAAAGGCACCCUGUGUGGUUUUGAUUUACUUCCUCUUUUGGCCUUUUGUUUGUUUUGAUGAGAGUGAAUCAGCAUGGAGGAAAGGUGCUCAGACUCAGGGUGAGUGACAGGCUGUUAUUUUCCGUCAUAAGUUCUUUGUUUUUUGAGUUAUUCUCUAAAUCAAAACUAGUUUCUGGUAGAUUUAUUCACCCCUAGAGAUGUCACUUGAGGCUCUCACUGGAAAGUAUAGACUGGAAAUGAGUCAGUGAAGCAAGAAGCGUUUGCCCACUCAUUAUUUUCCUGUGAUAAGCCAUGCAGAAGAACGUCAUGUCCGUUAAGCGAAGCAUGGAUGCUUGCGAUUUCAGCGCUUACGACUGAGACUUGAGUCCGUGGGAUGAAAGCUGACCGAACAAGCCUAAUGGAGAUGACAGUUAAUUCUACGACCCUUUAAGUAGUUUUUACAACCACAGGCAUCUCUUUUACGUCUCAACCUUUUUAAUUCUUUUUAAAACCAGUGGCCUACGUUGUUGAGUUUCAAUUUGAGUGCAAAAAAACCCUAAAUGUCAAACACGAAACCAAAAUAAAGAAAUGGAGAUGACUGACAACAUGAGGUGUUUUUUAGUUGAUG
Messenger RNA from Xyrichtys novacula (pearly razorfish), 49970 nucleotides. The record is from the annotation of a GenBank genome assembly. Lineage: Eukaryota; Metazoa; Chordata; Actinopteri; Labriformes; Labridae.